CUUUAGGUUAUACCCAACCCCAAAAACAAGAAGCAGAGAGAGGGAGAGAGAACCAGGGAGGGAGAGAAAGAGGGAAUGUGUGUUUUUUCAGAGACAGAGACAGAGAGCAAAGCAGGUACAGACUUUACACUGAAGAUUUCUGAAGCUGCCUCUGAUAUUAUCCUGUUUUGAAGAAACUGCUUGUCAGCUGUUUGUUGGAGACCUCUGCAAUUCCUCCUGACUGCUGUGGAGAAGAAGAGCUUGCUUCUGUAGCCUCCCCUUGUGAUUGGCUGUCACACUUUAGGCUCCCCCUCCUCUCUCUCUCUCUUUUUCUCUCUCUCUCUCCCUCUGACUCCCCUCUUCUCUCUCUCUCUUCUCUGUGGUACAAACCCCCCUCCAUACUGUCCUCAGGCUUACCUGAGCCACAACUGCAGAGACGCUGGACCCCCCUCCUCCUCUGUCUUCUCUUCUGCACACACACACACACAUACACACCACAACACGCCGUCUCUCCCCUCUCUCUCUCACACACACACACACUCAGCUUUUCACCUGGAGAGGGCAGGCGCAAGAGACGGCAUGUGGAGCAGCAGCAGCAGCAGCAGCAGCAGUAGUGUGUCCUCACAUCCAGCGCUGCCUCUCUGAGUUGUCUCUUUCUGGAGAGUGGAGAGGAACUCUGAAAAGACAUUUUGGAGCCAUUGUUCCCUUAUCGAAAGCAGGAGAGACGGGGGCAGCAAUCCAGGGACACCAAAGGCAACACUCAGCAUGAUUCUGGGUGAGUUGUGGCUUUUUUUUUUUUUUUUUUUUAAUGCAUGGGAUUUUGAAGAGGUCAGUCAUGUUGUUGGAUCAGUAAUCCCUACUUAAAGUUGGCCGCCAGCAGCUCUUUAUUAACAGUGUGAUCUGCCUGGUGUCCUCUGCACAUAGACAGACAUCUGUCCAUGCUAAAUGGCGGGAUGGACCUUUAAAUUAUUCUUAGUGCUUGUAAUUCUGUUAAUAGUGUGUUGUUAAUGUGCCAGGUGUGAGUGAUGACAAGGAAGGUCAAAGUGUUUUCAUUAUGGCCUGUUUGGUCACAUGACCAGGCUCCACUGUUGUCAUGUAAAAGGAAGAGGUGAAAGUCAGGGAUGGUUCCUGAUAUCAGACUCACAUUUUAUUUAUUGGUAUGAUAAUAUCUCAUGUAUUUAUCUUUUUUUUUCUUUAUCGGAUUAGUGCAUUUUUUUCACCCAUCUCUCUCUAUCACACCUGUCCCUCUAACCUCAUUAACCCUUGACGUGCCAACAGGUCAUUACACAAAAAAAACCCAUCAAAGAUUCAGGCCUGACUUUGCAGCACAGUGCAGCUUUAAGUUAUUAUACAGGCUUGCUCUGUUCUGAGUCAGCCAGCGUUUUCUUCUUUAGUAUUCUGCUCUCAUAGUGGCCGUGUCUGAGAGAGGGGAUUCUGUGUAGUCUCUGUGCUCCACAGCUACACUCAUGCAGAGGAUGGCAGCUUGCUACUGUAAGUCCUGUAAUACCACUGAUCUUUGAUGUGUUAUGAGAAGAGGACAAACUUGUGAGUGUAAGUUUGCCUGUGAAAGUGGUCCAGAGUUGUCUAAUUUGUGGAUGGUUGUGUCCGAGUGAGGUCAUUGUGUGUGCAUUUGUUCUAGCUUUGUGUAGAUGUACUAUGUGUAUAUGUGUUGCUAUGUUCUCUAUCGGAGAGGCCACUUUGUUUUAACGCAUGCCUGGGCUGAUUCAGGCGCAGCUCUGCUCCUCUGCCCACCCGGCAGGCAUGUUUUUCAGGCAGACAUCUCUAAUGAUUAUAGGGAGUCAUGUAGUCUGAGGUGUGCGGGUUUUUGAAGUUUGCACAUUGAGGAGUCUGCAUUCCUGUGAGCUUCAGGCUCUGAGCAAGUCGGAGAAAUUCAUGUUGUCUCAGAGAAUGAAUGUAAUAAGGGUAACUUUUUCACUAACUCAAGUUCUUUCUUGUUUGUUUUACUUGCAGGUUUUUUUCCUUUUUGAGUCUGUUUUUUUUUGCCUGGGCUUCUUUCUGGGUUGUACCACUGGACAAAUAUGAACCUUUCCCUGAUGUUAGCCCCAUUUAACAGUUAGACAAGCACCGUCUUGACCAGGGUGCAGGUGGUAGCAGCUCCCUGUUGUAAAUGAUAUUUGGCUGGGAUGUGUUAGCGGCAGCUUUAACCCUCAACUACAGCUGUCUGCUGCAAAAUAACACAACUCAUUCAUCAGUGCAAUGGUUUUAGCUCAGGGUAGUUAUUAUAGCGUGUGUAUUUUCAGUUUGGCACAGUUUAAGUGCAAUAAAACAUGGAAUGCGACCUCUGUUGUGCAGAAGUAUGAAUUUUGCUUUUGCAGACACGCCGAACGCGUCACUUUUGAUGAAGAUUUUUUAUGGAGGAUGAGUGAUAUUUAGUCAAAGAUGGUUUACUGGGCCUUUACAGAUACCAAAACUGUUUGUUCACAUCCCAUCUAAUCACUCAGAUACAUAUCUGUAAUAAUUUCUGGGUUAUUCCAGUGCCUAAAAUUCUGCUUCAUUUGCGUGAUGAUGUGACUGCUGAGUGAUUUGACAUUUCUGGCUUCCCUCCUCUGAAAAGGGUAAUGUCAUUGUAAUGACCUUUACAAUCCUGAUGCAUGCUGAUGUGGACCUCCAAUCAGCAAAAACCCUGAUUCAGCUUCAAGAUACAAAUCUGCAAGGCUGGGAUAACAUCUCUGACAAAUGACGAUUUACAGUGUAUGUAAUGUUUAAAUUUUAUUUUAAAAUCUGUUUGUGAUAUGUGUUCAGUGUGAGCAUAAGUGCUAAAACCACAUGCAGUACCAGCUGUGUGUGUAGCUACUGUAUUCGCUUUUUUUUCUCUUAUCCUUUGUAUGACCUUGAGCAACCAACCCCCUACCCGCAAGUUAUGCUUUGUCCUCAACGAUGUGUUCACAAGUCCAUGAUAAGUAUCGUCGCAGGCAGUCCGGGGCCUUGGCAGAGGUCUUUUGGCCGCUGUGAUAGCGAUGACAGUCCUGAUACUGAUAAUGGCAAUGGACGUGUGCUUGUGCCGUAUACAAAGCUGCAGCCAGCCAGCUUAGCUCCCUGCCUGUCAUGGGCUCUGCACCAAGUUAGGGGUAGGCAUGGGGCUACUGCUGCUGCUGAUGAUGAUGUGUAUGGGUGUUAUUUUUUAAAGUGUGCGUGUAUUAACUUGGCAGAGGACGGAGCGAGGCUGUGCGAGAACAAUGGCGGGCUACUAGAGAACAUGAUCACUGAGCUUCUCCAUGACUGUGGCGUCAUUGUAAUCAGCCGCCAUGUUGUCUUAAAAAAAAAAACCCUGCACUUUCAGCAUCCUGAUGCCCAGAGAGAGCUUAGAGUGUGGAAUUGGCUUUUAGAUGGUAAAUAGUUACCACUUUGGCUCAAUGUCACUCAAAAUCCCAUCCAAUUUCAAUGACAUAAGAUGAUAAAUGAGCUUUAUGAUAAAAAAGAAAGUCCUGAAACAAUGUAGAAAAAGACCAAAAUGAUAAUAAGAAAAAUGCCUCAUGUCUCAAAAGGAAAGGUUUAAAGACAGUAACUCUCAUGCUGAGCUGAAGGUCAAAAAAGAGACUGAGUGGGGGACAGCUGAACAUGAGGAAGCAGAGCGUUCAAGAGCUUAGGAGCUGCAUCCAAAGACUGCAAACAACAUGGACUUCAGCACAAUGGAGGUCAUUCAAUGAUUUCUAAAAAGGUGUUGUGGAGCUAAAAAAAAUGGUUGCCAUAUUGGAAAUACUAAAUCAAACUCAAUUCUGCUACUGCUCCAGAAGCUAGCCAAGAGGAUUUAGCCGUCUUUAAAUGAUCAACACAGAAGAGCUAUUAAAGAAAAUACAGCUUUAAAUGAUCAACACAGGCUGUAAAUAUACUGUAUUUAUUUCAGCUGUGAAAUGGCUCUGUCUUAUGUGGGCUCUAAUGGGGAUUCCUGGGCUUUUACAGCCAGUCUAAAGUGGACACUUGAGGAACUGCAGUUUUCUUUUCUCCCUGCACUGGCUUCAUUUUUAAUACCGAAGGCUGCCUCAUGCCAAAGCCUGAGAAGACUCACACAAAAUGCUGCAUAAUGGCUGUUUAAUAGGUCUUCCUGGGACACUCCAAUUGUAAACUGCAUCCUUAAGUUUUUUGGACAGUCUCAGUCACAAUUGGUUUCUGUUCGCAUGUUGUGUUACUUCUCAUCUGUCCUGUCUGUGUGAGUCAGAUCUGACCUCCGGAGCUCAGGGCUAGGCGGUCUAUCUGUCUCUUUGUCUUUGUGUUUGUACGCCCACACCGACCUCAUCUGUCUUCAUAAAGUCUGUUUCUCUGUUGACCUGUCUGCAUAGCUAUUGCUCAUUCAUCUCAGCUAGCCAACCCCUCCCCCUAUUUUCUCCGACAUGCUCACCUGAUGCAUCAGGUCAACUUUAAAACUCACACUGGACACAUGUCUUUACGCUGAUCAGCAUUUUUUUUCCUCCUGUCAUUUUCUCCAUGACCGCUCUGCUCACUUUGUUUAUGUCAAAGUGACAGCAAUCAUAAGUCCUUAAUGAGCUCGAUAUUUGGUAUGCAUUGCACAGCGUUUCUUUCCCUUAGGCUUCUUAGCAAUACCCAAGAUAUGACUUGGAAUGCGUCAGCGCAGCUACAACUCUGCAGUGAAACAUGCUGAACAAUCUUUGCAUGCCUAAUUCUUAAUACUUUGGCAACACUUAGAUGAAAAUUCUCAAAACACGCUAAGUAUCUCUCCACCUGGUCGGGCAAGGUUGCACUUUUUAGCUGAAGGACUGUUCACUUUGUUUUACCAAGUUUACCUUGAAGAUAAUUUCCCACUUAAUUUACACUUAUAGUAUGCUAUGGUAAAUUGACCAAGAUUACAAUGAUUUCCAUCAGAGGUGAGACCGUGUUGAGUUCUGGCUCGGUGGAUGGGCAGAGGAAGCAGAAGUGUCAACAGUCUUUCUCAUCUCUCCUCUUCUUCUAAAUUUAACUCACUCCUUAUUUGCGAAGAGAUACUCCUCAGUCAAAAAGCUACUAUAACAGGUCUCUCUCCUCCUUCCCCUUUCCUCCUUUCCUCUUCUCUAUAGCUCCAUUUGUUUAUGCUAGAGUGACUGUGUGUCAGCAGGCUGUCAAUACUGUCUGUAAGAGACUCUAAUGAAUAGGCCUGUUAUUGGACUGGUGGGAAGGCGACCCAUUGUGUCUGUGAGUGCAUCUGUGAGUGUGUGUGUGUGUGUGAAGCCCAGGAGUGUGUGUAGCACUGCAGAGGGUGCAGAGGGAGGUGGAGGUGUCACUGCUUCAUUGGCCUCACUGCAGUGCCCUCUGUCAAAGAGUGUUCACCAAAAGAAAAGGCCAGAAGCCCGCAUGAUCAGAGUAAUGAGGUCUUUCCUCACAGCGCUCAGUCUAAAUGUAAACAUGAAGCUCUUUCCCACAACAUACAUAAACCUGGAUUAAAUGUACACUUUAAAGUGACGCACACUGGCACCAGCAGUCACCCACAGCUUUCUGCGGCUGACCGAUGAAGCACAAAAAUGCACCUGUGCGUGAUUAUGGUGUCACAUUAGUGCAUUCAGUAAGGAAGCCCAGCUGACUGCUUACUGGGAAUCCUGGGGCUACAAGACACCUGGGAGUUAAAGCUGGAAAAUGUUCUGUAUGCUUCAACAGUCACUCUGAUCACAAAGUGGAAAGAGGAACAGAUGAUUCUUCACACUGCAGCUCUCCAGUGUUUGCUAGGAGGAAAUGUUGCCUUUAACAUAUUUCACAUUUAAUGAAGUCUCAGUUUUCUUUUAGUUAGUUAUUUUUUUUCUUCUUCUUGAAAAGAUACACAUCAUUCAUUUUCUGUGUGAAUUAUUUGUAUAUUCAUUCUACUAUUAUUCAUUCUAAUGGGGAACAUUUUUUACCAGUAUUACAAGGAGUGAAACAAGUACAACAAAAUUAUAAAUAUAUAUACAGUAUAUAUAUAUAUAUAUAUAUAUAUAUAUAUAUAUAUAUAUAUAUAUAUAUAUAUAUAUAUAUAUAUAUAUAAAACAUUCUAGAAAAAUGUACAGUGCAUAAUACUGGUCAAAAGAAAUACUUAAAAUAAAAUGACAACUCAAAAACAAAUGUAUACAACAUUUUGGCUAAGUUAAAGCUCCUAUAAGAUUUUUUUUAAGAAAUGCAUUAAAACUCAUAUUUAUGUUUUUUUUUAUGCAAUUCAAAAGCAAGCAAAACCAUCUUGGACAAGACUGAUGAUUUUAAGAUUGUGAUUUAUAACGCCUGAAAUCUGUGUGUGAGGGUAGGUGUCAGUCAAGUAGCUAAAGAAACAUUUCAGCUCUUAUAACUGUUCACUGAUUUAAUACACACACUUGACUGUCAAAAAUCAGCCGCAUUAGAUCUUUCAACAAAGGUCACUACUCAAGUAUGUAGAAGACAAGAUAAGCAAAGACUGCUUUGACCACAAGGGGCGCCAAAGUUAAUAUAAACCAAAAGAACAUCACAGGAGCUUUAAGUAUGCUCUUUAAAAUGAAUAAACACCAAUGAUAUAUUGAUAUUGGUUCAUACUUUUUUAGUUUGAACUAUGAGAACUGAAAAAGCUGAACUAUAUUACUUGCAUACAGAAUACCUGCACCACAUGGCACAAGUACGUACUUUUGGUUACACAGGUGUUAAUGUGCUAGGGUUCUGAUAGCAGUUAAGGUUACCUAUGUAAAGAGGCUAUAGUCAUCAUAAUAAUGGUCAAUGGUCAGACCCCUGACCUCAACCCUUUUCUGCAUGUCUUCUCUCACUCUUUACUCCCCACAUUUCCUGUCUCUCUUCAGCUGUCCUGUUUAUUAAUUCAAUCUGAUAAAGGCAAAUAUGCCUUUAUUUAAAAUAUAUAUAUUUACUCUCUAUAACAAAACUCAAUUUUUUUAAAGCUGCAGUUAUGGGUGCAUUAGCUGUAUUCUAUGACCGAAACAGAAAACUUAAAACCAAAAAUGUUUUUCUCUCAUUUUGAGGUAAACAAUAUCAUUAAACUUAAUAAAGGCUACACUGACCAAACCUUUGAAUCGUAGUCAUGAUGUUAAAACAAAAAGACAUAUUUGAGUCUUGAAACCAUGUGUUCAUGACAAUAAGUUUUAGGAAACAUAAAAAAAAAUUGCCUGCACUGGCAGCCAUUUUACUGUGCUGACCCACAAACAGGUUCAGGAUUUUUCAUGAAAUACAUUUUAAAAAAGGGGGUUUGUCUUGCGUUUCGGGUUUGGUAAUUAUAUGUCAAAAUCUGUCACAACAGACAGAGCCACUUAUCUGUAAAGUGAGUGUACCCCUCCUGACUGAGUGCAGCAGUGACUCACCGUGCGGUGCGGGGGAAUGAAAGAUGGAGUGACACGGUGAACUAAAGUUACACAAAAGUGGGACAAGCCAAGUGACAAGUGAGGCAGAGUUAUGAAACCUUUCUCAAGAAUAUGGUUAUCAAAGCAGUAGGAUAACCAAACAAUCGUCAAACAGCCGAGGAAUGUGGUGUUACAGAGUUUAGUGCUCAAAGAUAGUGAGCCUGGAAAGUGAGAAAGUCACAGAAUUCCUGAAUGACAUUAAAUCCAUUAUCAGACCUGUCAUCCAUUUGAUAAUCAUGAUAUGAUAUGAUUAUCAAAUUACUGAUGCCUUAACUGAUCCAUCAUCAUUUACAUGCACACCUGAUCAUAUUUUCUUUUGUUUAAGUGUGAUCAUUUUAAUUUUAAAAGAAUUUUAGAGUACAUUUUUUAUCAUUUUUGUAAAUUCAAACUAUUUUCUCCACAAAAGAACAAGAUUUAAUCUUUAUAAAGUAUAUAUAUAUAUAUAUAUAUAUAUAUAUAUAUAUAUAUAUAUAUAUUAUUUAUUUUUUUUAACGCAUUUAUUUCUGAAAACUAAUCUUGAGAAUGGGGUGUCAUCUAAGAACGAGGGUUGUCCUGAAUUGUGACUGAUAUAUUGACUCAAUAUUUGAUGAAGUCCUUUUUUUCCCCUUUUAAUAUCUUGAGAAAGAAAAGUACAUCUGAAGACAUCAGGUCACUGUGACUUAUCUUCAGUGUAGUGAGAUAUUCUGACCAGUAAUGGGACCUUAUUUGAGAUUUCACUGAGUGCUGAUUUUGCCUACAGAAACAAGUAAAACUGAGAAAUUCUCAAAUACUGAGUCAAAAACAGACCAAAGCCUGAAAGCUUAUGAAUAAUAUUCAUAAAAGUCAUAAACUGAUUUAAUAUAAAGACAUAAAAAGGAAUCUAGCUCUAAAGCACCGAUGUGUAGCCACAUUUUAAAAGUUUCAUAUUGUCAUUUUUUACUGUUGUGUAUUCCUUUUAUUACACCCACUGAUCUGCAGCUGCAGAACUUGACAGUGUACGCAAUAACAACACUGCAUAUUAGGUUUGUUUAGAUACAAGAGAUGAAUGUUCAGCCAGUGCCGAAUCCAGCCCUGUGUUUUCUUUCAACCAACCACACUCAUCAAAUGAAAAAAGUCAAACUGUUUUAUUGAUCGACUGACGGGAGAACUCAGUCACAGCACUGACAGUCGCAUGAAUAAUAAUUUUCCCCAAGCAGCAGCCUGGUAUAAAAAGGUUGAGCAAAGCUAACGUUUGGCGGCGAUGGAUGUUGCAUUAAUCAUGCCUGCUCUAUUUCCGUGUGCUCACAAGAGAAGAGGUUUAGAGGAGGAGGAGGAGGGGGAGAGAGGGAGACAGAGAAAGAGGCAGACAGAUAAAAAUGGAGUGAAAAAGUGUCCUCAUGAAAGAGAAUUAGCUUCAUCCAGCUCCUGGGGAAAGGGAAAAAGGAAAUUCCUCUGAGUGCAGUUGAGAUAGGGUUUCACACAAAGACCAAAAGGGAAAUCAAUUCUCCUUGAGAUGCAGCAAGGUCAGUUCACAGGGGCAUGGCUAGAGAGGAGAAAGCCAAACGGGAGGAGGAGGUGGAGGUGGAGGAGGAGGAAGUUGAUGAGGCAACCAAAGAACGGGGGAGUGGGAUUGAACGAAUGGUGUAGGAGGAGAAAGACUUAAGGGAGCAGUGAAUGGAUAAAGGCAGGGAGGAAAUGAACACAGCUAGAUGAGCCAGAGACUGGAUCUGGGUUGGGGUGACGAUUUUUGAGUUAAAACUUGCCUUCGGGGGGAAAAGCGAUGCUUCCUCCCCACAGGAAGCAUUGAGCUGCGUUCUCUGUAUCAUCUGACUCAUGCAGGGAGGAAACGUUAGCUGUACAUCUGGCACACUUCUCCCAAUCUGAGUGAACUUUACUGAUUGCCACAAGGACAUCUCCCGUCUCUGUGACCUCAUCCAUCUAAAGAGCUUUCUCUUUACAACCACAGGGUUAGCCAGGGACGCAGACUGAAUGAAUAGUACUAGCUGUGGCUUCCAAGAAGCCCUGAGCUAGCUUUUAAUCCUUAAUGUUACAUGAACGGCUCAAAAUAGCCUAAAUCUCCACCCCUUCUGCCUUUCCCCUGCUAACUGACUCUUCUCCAAUGUGUUGUAAUGGUGUGCAUAAACACUGACUGAACACGGAGAGGCUGAGUAAUAAAAAAGUGGUGAUAUGUUGAGCUCAAACUUGCCUUUUGUGGCGCCUUGCCCAUGGACAGAAACUGUAGCUACACCUAGCAUAAGGCCGCUUUGGUUGAGGUUUUAGUGUGAUGUCGGAGGAAGCAUGGAAAAGCCUCACUAGCAGGUAGUUAGGGGAUCCGCGUGGUGCAGGGCUUAGUGCAAGCGUCUGGUAUGCACACCUGUCUCUACACAAGUUCUUCCCUGAGAAUGCAGCUCUGCCCCUUAGAGACAGAGAGAGAGGGAGCGAGAGAAGGAAAGAGGGAGAGAGAGGGAGGGAGGAGAAGGGGCUCUGCCAGGACCUGCACCACUUCUCCCUGCCCCUGCCUGAGGGGGGAGCCAAGUGGGGGAGGAGGAGGGAGGAUAAGGAAGGUGAGGUGCCAGAGGUGUGGAUUAGAAGGCUGAAAGGGACACAUGGGGAAUGUGGUAUCUGAGGUCAUCCAUUUACAGUUUGUUAGCGGGCGGAUCAUUUGCUGCGUUCAGGGCUCUUGUUUUUAUUAAAUUAAUCCAGUGGAAAGAUUUCUGUGCUUGUGGUAUACAAGGAUCAAUGAGCAGAGCCUGAGAGGAAGAGCAGGGGUGAAGGAGCCUGCACUUUUUUCUUGUCAUUGUUAUUUUUAUCCAUUUUGAAGAGUUUUGAUCAAAGCAUUAUAUAUUUUUCCCAAUAACACUUAAUACGAGGAGGCGCACUCAAGCAUAUACUUUGCAAAUCAAGGGACUUUGACCUGAUACAACACUAAACCAGGAAGGAAAAAUACAAGAAAAACAAAGUAAUUCAACAAAAAAAAAACAAUAAUACAAAGACAAAGAUGUUUUUGACCACUUUAAAAUAAAAAAAGAAGUUAAAAAACACAAACUAUUACAUGCAAAUGUUAAAAUACACUAGAACCCUCCCUGGCUCUGCAUUCACUCUGCCACGCAGACACAAAGCAUUUUCAUUAAUUCAUUUUACGGUCUUAUUAAAUUGAUCGCAACACAGUGAACAAAACAAAAAUAACCAAAUAACCGCACAAUAAGACUUUAAAUAGAAAAAUAACACCUUCCUGGAUUUGAUGUCACACAGGACACAAUUACUUUAGAGGUUUUGUAAGUGACUUAGAGUGCAUAAGCAGUGUGAGCUCUCUUAGUUAACUUCAUUUCCACCUCUAUCUUUGUCUCUCAGUUUGUCAUCUGGUGCAGAACCCAAAAUACUUUUGUGGUGCCUCUCAGAUUUUUGGUGACAUGCAGCUUUGAUUUCACUCAUCCUCUGUUUUUCUUGGAAAGCAUCACCGUAUCAAUGAACUGAGGUCAAGAGUGCAUGUAGUGGUCAGGUUACGCUUAGAGUGCUUUCUGCUGGAUCAAAUGGCAUACUAGUGAUGUGCUGAAUAUUUAUAAUAAAUUUGAUUGGCUUAUAAUGAUAUAGUGUAAUGAUAUUUAAUAUAUGAAGAGGGCUUUCCCCCCCUUAAGUUUGAAUUUGGACUGGAAUUUUUAUAUAAAAAGCAACAACCCCAUACAAGCAUCCUAUAGUCACAAAUGAUACUUUAAAAUAGUCGGAAACAUUGUAAGGCAAUACAUAAUAAGUUUAACUUUCUCCUCUUUCUUAGCCAUGUAUUGUCUGCUGCGAAGCAUACGUAAUGUAUGUGAGAGCUCAAAGAUAAAUCUUAUAAUAUAUCACAAGAUGUGUUUUGAGUUUAUGUCGAAUGGUGGUGCUCAUAGCCCAUCACAUGGACAGUGCGAAUAAGCUGCUCUGUCCCCAAGUAUCUAUUACAAAAUCCAGCAUAAGAACCAUAACUGCUGCAAACAGCUGUAUGGUCUGCUGUUACCUCCAGAGAAAGUUGACCUUGCUUACUUAUUACUUCUAUAGCUAUAAACCCUACAGCAGGUCUCAUAAAUAUUCCUUUUCCCCUCAAGGAAUAUCAAGCUAUCUUUUUUUUUUUAACAAGGUAAAUGUUUCAAAGAUGCUGAUUGCACAAAUCUGCUCUUGGUUCUUGUGCCUUUGUCACUUUCCACUGUCAGUUAGAGUUUUUGAUAAAGCCAAAAUUGAUGACAAAAUGAAAUGUUUUGAAAUGUUUUGUUUGUGGGGCCUAUAUAUGUAGAGAAGUUGAACUGCAAUAGAGGUGAUUUGCAGACCAUGGCAGUGGCUUUGAAUUUUAAGUACCUGAAUCCAGAGAGGUAAAAUCCAUGCUAAGCAUUUCUUUGUCUGCUGCUGUAGCUUAUUUUGCCAUGCUGUCGCAGUCCUUUUCAUGGAAAACAUGUAUGGAGAAAUCCCUGCAUGUAGCUCAGACUGAAGCUCAAACAGUGGCUGUUGUUGUGGUUCAAGAGAGCACUGAUGAGAUGUAAUAAACGGAGGGCUAGAGAGGGAGGAUGGAAAAAAAGCAUUUCCAUAAAAUUAGCAUAGUCAGUGCAGGGAUAACCGCAUAAACAUACGCAACUUCACAUUGCAUUCUUCACAUCUGAAUAAUGUCAGUUAAUGUUUGGGCUUGUAUUAGGAUUGCUUAUAAAUGUUACAUCAGGGGUGUAACAGCAUGUCUGAGAACAGCACAUACAGGUUUUAUAAGCUUGCCUCCAUCCUAAAUGUUCUUCUUUACGCUAUUAUGGCUCGUGUAAAUGUGAGAGCUUGUAUUUACAGUAGGACCAGGGUUUUCUCUUCUUGCCGGACCAAUAAUCGCCCUGCAGCCAGUGCCACAAAUCUUCAUUAGAGGAUUAGCUGAUAGGGAGACAGCUUGUGUUCUUUUGCUUUUAUUGUUGGACCUGCAUCCACUGUUUCCAGCCUGCGGAUCGUUCUGUCUUGUCUCCUUUGCUUAAACUUGUGAACGUUGCCGCAGCUCAGUAUCACACACUCACAAACACAUUUAGACCACACACACACUUUUUUGUUUUUUUUUAGAUUUGUUUUGUCUCAGUCUUCUGUCUCCUAAUUCUAUCUCUUUUUAUCAGUCUUUCUCCCACAUAUGCUGAAACCCGCAUGUUCAUAAUGCUCACACGUCCUGUCACUUAGUCCCCUUGAGGUACAUCAGCUGCCCACUGGGCAUCCAAACUCAAGACAGAACAAAUUAAGGUCACAGUGGGGAGAGCCGAGCCAGUAAAGGACAACACAUUCUGCCAACUGUGUUUGUGUGUGUGUGUGUGUGUGUGUGUGUGUGUGUGUGUGUGCUUAGGUUUUUUUGUCUCGUCCGACCUCUAAUCGGUGGCAAGGCUCCAGAGAGAGCCGCUGUCCAAUGGCUCCUGUUCUACUCAAAGGAAAACUGACCCUCAUUGCAGCAUUUUUGCAAGAUAAAAGGUACCAUCACGUCCCUUUGAAUCCAGACUAGAAAACAGGGUGAUGAAUGCUCCUUUGAAGGCGCUUUGAUAACACCUGGGGAAGGCUACGGGACUCGAUUCCCUCUUGUGCCUGCUGGGAGUUUUGUGACUCAUCUGUGGCUGUUAUUAGCCCAUCCAUGCUGUUCUGGUACCUAAGGGCUCCUGUUACCACUCUUUGGUUAGCAGCAGCCUUAGAUAUUUAGUCAGAGCUAGACUGACAUCUCUGUCAAAAGACUAGGAAUUGAUGUAGAUGGAUCAAAACUUUGACUCUAUGGGCUUCACAUCUGCCAAAUCUCAGAGGAUACCAUAGCAGUAUCAAAUAACACUAUUCAUAUACAUUCACACUCACCACUAUGUCUAGUUUGGGGUUUAGUGUCAUGCAGGGGGAGUCAUGGAGUCGAGUGUAGUUAAGUCUGAGACUUUUCCGGGUCAGCUCGAGUGUUUUUUACGCGCUUCUAACUCUGUAAGUCCAUGCGACACAAACUGAAAACUUCCAUACAAAACCCCAGACAUCCAGACAUUUAAAGGAUUUUAUAAACUCCCUCGGACAAAGCCAGACAGCCCCCACAAAAAAGAGGAAAUGCCUGAGUAAAAGAGGACAUAUCAUCACCCUAAUUAUUGACAAUAACUGUCUUUUUAGAAAUUGAAAUAUUGAUAUAGCGAUACAAAUAUGAAAACGUUGAGAUCAUAGUGAUUCUUUACACCGGUUGCCACAUGUUGUAAAUGUGUGAGGGAUGAAAAAGAAGUUAGCAGCUCACUCGCUGGCCUCUAGUUAGUCAAAUAUUCUCUUAGAGAUAAUCAGACAUUUAAAAAAAACUGAAAUUCAAAUCCAAAACAAAAACAAAGUCAGAGUGUGUGUCCCUUCGGCUCACGAUUCAAUUCAACAUUCAUAUUGUGUUUCUUUAAUUGUUUUUUUAUUCAGAUCCAAAAUUUCUGGGGAGGCUAAUACUUCAAAAUAAAAGAUUAAUUGUACCAUGUGGGGAAUGAAGCAACCCAAAAUACAAACAAAACAAAAGCAUGACAAACAAUCAUUUUACGGGGGAUUGUCUUUCCCAAACAAGUUUCAGCCAUAAAAUCGCAAAAUAAUCACACAAUUUGAACAUUAUUAUUCUUAGGAUUUGAAAAAUGAUGUCAAAUGAUGUCAACUUCAUUUAUAGUUUCAUAGUAUUCCUCUUUAUAACUCAAAAAUGAUCUGUGCAUUCUGCCUUCAUGGUUACUAGUAGAGUGAUACACUGUAGUUUACCGUAUAGUGAAUCGAUGAAUCACUUUAGUCAUGAUGGACAACAAACAUGUUCGAGACUCACAGCAGAGGGUGUCUCCAUGUUCUUGCUUUUGUUUGAGGUUAGAGUUGACACAGAGACAAGCUGUCUGACUAACACCCACUCCCACACUCCACACUGAGUUGUUGUUCUGAAUGAGUUUUGUUGUUUUUUAUCUGGAGAAGAUAUUCUUGCAGUUAAUAGAAGUAGCUGUGACUUUCACAUCAUCUUAAAUCCUGCCACUCUUUUUUUUUUUUUUUUUGCUUCUGCACUGUACCUUUCAGUUCCUUACUAGUAGCAAUGUUAAUAAUUCUUCAGUCCCAGUGGGGUCCACAAGAGGCAAAAGGGCUCUUUCCUGCCAGCCAGGGCCUUAUACCUCCCCCUCAAGGGCAAUAUCGUAUUCAGCCUGACUGUGCGCCUGUGUAAUCCAUCGCUGCAGGGAGGGUGACCUUCACAGCAGGCAGCCCCACAGCAGGCUGCGACAUGGGCACUCAGGGAGGAGGACAGGCUGGGCAAAAAAAAAAGGGGGUGCUGGGGGCAGGACAAAGUGGUUCUUAUAGAUGAUUAGCCUUUCAUAUUACACUCUCUGUGGUUGUCCUCUCUCUGAUGCUGCAGCAACGACGCAUAUUAAAGUGGAGCGUCUAAGAGUCUGUUUAAAUCCCAAGAGAGAAAGAAAGAUAACAUACACUCAUUUAAUAUCUCUGAACUGUUGUAGAUUCAUUUUUUAUACAUUUUUUAAUUUACAAGCUAAGAUUUUUUUGUCCUUUAAAAAGUCUUCUACAUUUGUCAUUAUGUUUGCUUCAUGAUUCCUAAAGGAGAAGAGCUUGACCUUGAGCCACUCUUCCUGACAAACCAGCUUCCAGCAGCUUUUGCUCUCCAUCUCAGAAAGAAAAUUCCCUUCAUCAUGUUGCAUUAGCGGUGUAUUCAGUGCACCCUGCAGUCUGGGUAAAGGUGAAGCCAGAGCCAGAAAAAGUUAUUGACAGUUAUGUGAGGAGAUGACGCGGCCAAAUAAGUCCCCCGCUCAUGAAUGAUGCAUGUCCCCCACCGGCCCCUGAUGGAGAAAGCGAGCGAAGCUGGAUGACAGCUGGGGUGCUGUGUGUGCAUGGUGCAGAACAAGGUGAGACUCUUUGUAGUACAGCUCGGCUCCCUCUACUCUUCCUCUCUUUUCCGCCUUCUUUUUCUCCUACCCACUCGCUCAAAAACCCCACACACACAAUCAGGAGCUCUGUGUGGAGCUGUUACUCUACAAGUCUCCCCUGAGCCUGCAAAGCCACAUGAUGACCUUAGAAAUGCUCUUCAGCUCUUAUGCAGUCUUUGCCUCUACCUCUCUCCCACUCUGUCUGACACCCUUGGACUACGUCUCCUCCUCUCCUCCUCUCCUUUAGUGUCUCUCUCUCUCUAAGCCCCUCUAUUUUCGUCUGAAACAAUCACUGUAUUUUCCGACUCAGUGCCCUGUGCUGCCGCAGUCUGAGACUCUGAUAGAAGGACAGGGGGAAGAGAGAGAGGGGAGAGAGGGAGAGCUGGGAGUACAAGGCGGUGGGCGUGGAUGUGUGCAGCACGCAGGGCAGAAACUGGAAAGGCUACAUAAUGGUUUGUUGUCGUCGUCACUGUAGCGUCACAUCUGUGUGUCCUUUUAGCUGCAGAGGGGCAGCAGCUAGCACAACACAGUCUGCAUAGCCAUAGCUUUUCUACACUGUGUGCAGUGACAUAUACAAGCAUAUGAACUGCGAUGCACUCUUGUGGAGAUGCUCGAAUUAAUGCCACAAUGCCCUUUGGCACUCGGUUAACCAUGCCAAUAAAGAAACCCAAGACUCAAGCAGGAGGAUUGUAUUUUUCCAAGCCAUGAAUAAAUCUAAAACUCUUGUACCAGAGCGGUGUAAAGGUGUGGUCAUGUCAAACAACAAAAAUGAAGCAAGCUUGUACACUCACUACAUGCCUCAAAAUAUCAUCAUCACCGCAAUGAUUCAGCACCACUAGACUCGUUGUCAGGUAAAUAUUUUGAAAAAAAAAGGCAACCACACCUUAAAGAUAACGCACACUAAUGUGCGAACAAGAUCUUUGAUGGGAGGUGAGGUUAACCAUCUACAAGGCCUUAGGUGACAAACACACAAAAACACAGAUAAUUUACAGUACAACCUCCCUUUUGUUUCAAGCUGUGGUAUUCUAAUUGUUCAACAUACAAUGUUAACUCCUCUGAGUUCCUUCAUCUACAGUUGUGUCAGUCAAGAGGUUGAAAAAGAUUAAAAUAAUCACCUCAUUCUCUCCAUAGCCUGAUUUACUUAGUGUUGAUGUAUUUGAAGCUUUUUUUCACACCCCUGAAAUUUUUGAGAAGAUGCAAAACUAAUGGUGAUAAAAAAAAAAAAAAAACUGCCAACAUCACAUGACACAAUCAACUUAUAAAUUUUAUGAAACAGGAAUGAUUACUUUCCGAUGAGCAGCAGCAUAUGUUUGGCUACCUUAUCGUCAAAAUUUGAUUUAUGUUCAGAAGUGGGUCGGGCCUGGGCAGUGUUGGCAAUAGGGCUGGGCAAUAAACUGAAAAUGAACCGAUACCAAAAUUUAACAGCAAACAUCAUUUUGUGCAUGUAAAUAUAUUCAGUGUCAAAAAAAUAAAUGAGUAAAAGUUGGUUUUGGAUGUGUGUAGGUAGGCUAUGGUCUCAUGUCCCUUUAAGAUGCUGUCCUACGUCAGAGACGUGACUCCACCCUAUCCAGGUUGAACACAGAGGUAAAGACAGGUGAGGAGAUGGAGGACGGUUCACAAGUUGGAGCGGCUGGAGCGGCGGCUGAAGUAGAUGAAGUUAAUGUGGGAGGGGGUGAGCAGCUUGUGGGGUAGUUAUCGUCCAUUUAUCGUUAUCAAGGUGAACUCCUCAAUAUAUCUUGAUAUUGAUUUGAGGCCAUAUCGCCCAGCCCCAGUUGGCAAUCACAGAUCCCAUAGUAUAAUGAUUGGAAACGAUCAUACUUUUGAGCAGAACCUGCUUCAGUAUUUGCAUGAAGACUGCGCCAGUUGUGCUCUUGUCAAAUAAAGGUCGCUCAACACAUGAGUGAUAUAAACAUCACAACCCCUGCCCACUUAAUUGCAGUGAAUUUCCUCAGCUUUUUUCAAGCUGUCUACAUACAUUGGCUGACUUUUUGCAGGCAGGAAAAACAUCAAGUAAAGCUGGGGUGAAGACUUAAGCUGUUUGCAUUUCCACACGCACCUCACCAUUACAAUCCUGAGAAAAUUUAUGUGUUCAGUGCAUGCGUGCAAAAAAAGCUUUAGCCAGAGGGGCUGGCUGGUGAUCGGAUUCUGAAAGUAGAAUCUCACUAAAAACUUUAAUUGCCACCUUUGGUACGUGCUGACAUUUAAGCAUAGUCCACAAUUCUAAAAUAGAAACAACUCAGCCCAAACCAUGAAGAGAAAUUGAACUAAUGACAGUUAUUUGCUUCUUCCCUGCGGCUGUUUUCAUCGCUGAAACUGCUCCACAGGAUGAACCUUUGUGUCCUUUCUCUAGACACAUCCAGUCGCAUGCAUACACAUAUUUUCAUUUUCAUUUCGUUGGGUAAACGUGAAACUCAGAUUUAUCCCUGACAGACUACAGGGGCUACUAUACUAGAGGGUGACAAACUACCGCUUCAGACCCAGCUGUAUUGAUUUGGUCCGAGCAUUUGUGUAAGGGAAAGUAACAGUGAUGCAUUCCAACACUUUACCAGCUGACCGAGCGUGCAUUUGAAUAGAACAUUUAGUAUGAGAACAACACUGUUGGGCAAAGCCAUUAAGGCUCUGAUUAUUAGCAAGUGGCUAAUACAGUCAGGCAGUUUGUAAAGCUUUAGAGCUCUGCACCACUCAAACACACACAUCAAUCUCACCAACAGUGUGUGUCAACACGAGCUACGAUUACCAUACUAAUCCCACAGCAACACACAAGGGACCACAUGAGAUCAUUACAAUUAAGCAACUCAAAUGUAUUCCUUUUCUACACAAACAAUUGCUCCUUUUUUCAAUGUGCAGGGACUAAUAAGAUAUUUUUAACAAUCAGCAAAAUGUAGACGGCUGCUGAAACCUCAGGUACAUGUGCUAUCAUAGUUAAACACUUACACUUCGCUACAGAUGUUAUUCAGGCAACAAUUUUAUAGCACUUUAGUGAUAAUGACAUGCAAAUGUGUUAGGAGUGUGGGAGAUUUCAUGGUGUGUCAGUGGAGGAAGGGAUGCCUGAAGGGAUGUGUGGAUACAUGGUAUGUGUGCAUGAAUGUAUGUGUGUUUGAUUGUUAUCAGGGCGUACAGUGUUAUGUAAAAAGGCAGUUUUAGUACAGCAAGUAUACAUGUGCAGAAAAGAGGAAUUAUUUAUGUGUAUUGUUUGGUGGUUGUUUCUCAGAGGUGACAACAUGAAUGUAAUCUGGAUUAAACUGGUUUACACUUGUGUUUGAAGUGUUGUCAAUGUUGAAUGAAAUAGAAAAUGAUAUUAGGUUGGCAUUUUCUUAAAAUCUGUCCAUAAAAAAGUAAUGGACCUGGAAGAAAAAACUAAAACAUAGAGCCUGUUAUACCAUAUUUUUAGGGUGAUAAGGCGCACCAGAUUGUAAGGCGCAUUGGCUUAUUGAUUAGUUUAUUGUUGCUAGCGCGUACACCAGGCCCGGGCUGCCUUACAUGAAUGCACUCUUAGCUUAGAAAUUACAGUCAGGCAGUCUUGUAGACUGCUCAGGAGUCCUGUUAUGGGGCCGAUCAGGCAGUGACACAGCGUACUGUAAUGCACCAAAUAGCCAAUGAGCAGAGCGACUUUGUUACCUACCAAAGUCGUACUUAAACAUUUCGACAGAUUUUUGAGUGCACCGUACCAAAUAGAAUCGGUCAGUAAGCUCAACAAGUAAUCAUACACAAGGCGCGCUGGAUUAUAAGGCGCACUGCCAAUUUUUGAGAAAAUGUAAGGAUUUUAAUUGUGUCUUUUAGUCCGAAAAAUAUGAUACAUACUUUCCCAUAGGGCCUAGUCCCAUUACUCUUCAGGGUAACUUAAUCCUUCAAAGAACUCAGCAACUGAAAGAUCCAACCUUUGUAGCCUAUGAGGCUGAAUUGAAAUAAGGGACUCUAGUCUCACGUAAUUUUAACCCCUUCCCAUCGUUUUAAGUAUAAUUACAAGUUUUAAGGCAUUUUUAAUAUUUUUGUCACUCUCAGUGCCAUUUAGCUGAAACCAGAGAUUAGUGUGCUAAACUCGCUACAAGAAUCACAGCAUACUUUAUGUUGUUAUCACAAAAGAUGCACCUGAUACAAAGCCUUUGAGAUGAGACGGUCUCCAAAUGUGGAGACUAAAUGAUCGAGCCUGUGAAAAAAGACAGUUUAUGAAAAUAUCUUACAAAAGUUUCAGGGGUGUAUCCAAAGGGGUUGUCAGAGGUGACAUGUCCACCCCGAAAUCCUUAACCAUGAGUGGCCGAUUGCCUGUGUCAAAAUAAUUUUUUUAGCAGUGUUGCAACACACUGUAAACCCAAAUAAGUUCAGAAAACACAAACAUUUUGUCGUAACCCAUUACAUAAUAACUUUUAUGUUAUGCUGAUACAUUUAUUGAGUUACACUAUAUAUAAAAAAUAUGUGUUCAGUUGACUUAAUCUCGAUUCUAAGUUCAAUCUAUUUUUUUUUAAAUUACCUUAACUUAAUAUUUAUGUCUUCUUCAUACUUAAAUGAUUUGAUUGAAUGAUACGUAUAAAAACUAAAUUACAUGGACUUGAAAAAUUAACUGUACACAUUGUAUUACAUUAAAAGUAUUUACUCAAAAUAUUACACCUUAAUGAACCCAAAAUUUAUAACACUUGCCAUCUAAUGUUCAAGACCUGUUUUCAUUUGUAAUGCUCAAAACCAUGGAUGCUGGUGGCUUUAAAUCAGUGGAGCACAUUUUCUUAUACUCAUAAUUUGGAUAGUGACUUUAGGCAUACAUCUUCUCUUUAAGUCCUCAAAGAAUUAGGAUGGGAAGAUUGCUCAAGUGAAAAUAUACUCAUACAUCUGCGUAAUACUUUUGUCCACUUUCUCUCAAAAUUUAGAACAUUUUAUUUGUGUGUUUAUAUGGACGUCAAGGAGCCCUACAGUUAACAUUUUAUUACAAGAUUUAUAAACAUGAAAGUUAAGCUAUAACACAGGAGGUAUCAGCUAGGAUGAUGUUGAUUUUAAUAACAGUUAUUUUUUUACAUAAGUGUCUCGCUGAUUCACAAUAAUCUCCAACAGCAGCCUAUAGCUGAUGAAUUAAGCUGCUUUGUGUGACAGUAAGACCUAAAAGCAUUAACCUGGGACAUUAAUUAAUCCAUUAGUAAAUCUAUCCAAUCUAUUUGAGACAGACUUAUUGACAUAAUGUGAUUUGUCCUGUGUGACGUGGAGGCCCUAUUAACCCUACAUACUCUAUCCUGCUGCACUUUACACUUCAGGUAGAUCCUGAUUAGUUGUCAAAACUAAAACCACCCUCUGGUUUCAUGUAAUGACUUAAUGCAGCACCGCUCAUAAACUCACCCUCUGCAAAUCUGCAAGUUGAGCAGAUUUGGAGAAAAGGUGCUUUUCUAGGGCUUUAACAUCUUUCAUUGUCACCUGGCCUCUCUUUGGAAUUGGAAACGUGCUGGUGCUGCACAUUUGACUUUCACACAGACACACACUCUGACUCACCAUGCUAUCAUUGGGCUGUCCUCCAGUGUUUAUACGUGGGUCUGACAAUACUGUAGCACUGCAUGCAUGUCACACUGUCACAGCAAAGCGAGUGGAGGAGAAAGAGUGAGGGAGAGAGGGAUGGGGGAGGCUAAUUUUGGAUGCAUGGCAUGUGGAGUUAGGAUAACCAUCUUUUCUGCAGCUCUCUCCCACCACACUGUUUGUUCAAUUAUCAUUUACUGCAGGGAGAGAGAGGGAAAAAGGCAGAGGGAGAGAAGAGGAAGUGAAGAAGAGAAGAGCUACAGUGAAGGAAGAGGAGGGGGUGGAGGUGGAGGUGGUGCAGGGGAUGAGGAAGUAGAGGCAGAAGAGUUGGAGGGAGAAAAAGCACAAACAUUCUGUGCACAGUGGCAGGAAAGGGGGGGGGGGGGGGUGCAGAGGACACGGGGUGAGAUGUGGUGCAGAGCUGACAAGCAGAGCAAACACACACUGUCACAUAAAGGUGUCAGGUACAGUGUCACAUCCCAGCAGAACAUGACAAGCUCUGCUCAAAAAUGCCAGCAGUUCACACAACAUAAUCCCAUGAGGCUCGAGCAUUGAUAAACAUAAAAUCAGAGCGACGUAAUUUCCUUGUAGAACAGCUCUGAACAUGCAGGGUUCCUGUCAUGAAGCGCUGCUACUGUUUCUGCUUUGAUAGGUGUCUUCAGUUCAAGCGUAGCGCUGAAAAAAAAAAACUUUAUUUAAACAGACGUCUCCCAGCUCUCUGCAUGAGGUCCCAACCGUACCAAAUUGAGAUAUACAGAGAUGAAGCUUGAUCCAGCAGCUCCUCAAAUCUCCCCUCUUUCCUGCAUCCCCCCUUUUUAAAUCCUAAUCCUUCCCUCUCUGUCUUCUACAGCUCCCUCUCUUCCUCUACAGUCUCUUUCCCUCUCUCUCUCUCUCUCUGUACUUUUCCCCCUCUUCCAAGCCAGCUCUGGCUCCACUAUACCGAGCAAUUACAGAGAUGAUAUCCACUGUCAGUCAGCGGCUCACAGAUGAAGCCGGGCCUCUUUAACAUGCUAAUGGAACGCCAGAUUCAAUCAGGCCUUUGUAUGGCAGAGGCGAGGGCAGCGCUGCUCAUUAAAAAAUAAAUCAUAAUAACAAUGAGGGACAAGCUGCAAAGGCAAGCAGCACCGAAGCCACAGUGAUGAACUCUCCCCAUGUCUGAAAACACUGCUGGUCUGUGGUCCUCUUUCUAUCCGGCUUCUCUUCUUCUUGGUUGGACUGAAAGGUGGUGAGGGAGAGGGAAGGAAAGGGAGGAGAGAGUGGUGUUUGAGGGUGCAGACUCCCUGAAUCAUCUGACAAACAAAAAGAUGUGGAGUCAGCAGUCUGUCCUGUUUGCCUUUUCAAUUUUCGUCCCUCUGUUCUCACUCUCCAGUAAGGCAUCUGCGCAUACACGCAGCCAUGACACACACACCAAAUGUCCCUUGCUAAUUUGUGUGUUUUUCAUUUCACCGUGAGAGUACAAGGUCACUGUGAAGCACCACUCAGUAAGAAUGCAUGCACAUAAUAACAGGAGUGCUUAAUUGAUUGACUACAGAAAAAUGCAUGGACACUGUGUUAACUGUAUGUCUGUUAAUUUGUAAUCACAGAGUUUAUUGUCACCUGUUGCUACAUGCAAAGAAAAUAAAGAUUGACAGUUUGGGUAAUACAUUUUUCACACUCUAGUAAAGUGCAAAGCUAGGCAAACAGGCUGUGAAGGGAGCCUUACAGGGAGCCCAUCAAGUGACAGAUCAGAGUUAUUGAUUCCUUCAUCCAGGUCUCUGCUGGAAGGAGGAAAAGCACAUUUUCCUGAAUGACAAACUGCUGUUUUCUGGUUAGUAUCUUAUUUAACAUAACUUGAAUUAGAAGUGUGAAGAACAGGUCAAACAGAGGCAAAUCAAUAAUAGUUGACAGGUCUGAAUAUGGACCUUAAUUUGAAUUCCUCAGAGUUUUAAAGAAUCAUUCUGUUAUGACACUAUUCUUGGUAAAUCCUUAAGUACAUUGUUUGAGCAUCUGAUCUGUAUUUUACUUGACCAUUACUUUUUGGGGAAACUUUAUUUCCACUAACUUUGAAAGAUGAGAAUAAUACUCUGAAGAUAUUAAACAUACGGCUGUCAUGAUAUCAAGUUUUCACCUCACAAUAGACAUGAAAAAAAAAUACCACAAUAAUAAUUUUAAUGUAUACAUAUUAUUUUAAUUUGAAAAUAAAACAACUUAAUAAGCCAAACUGAGGAGAGGCCAGACGAGGCAAGAGCAACACAUAACUUCAUAAAUCUUGCCAAUAAACACAGUGAACUUACAUCCCUCAUCCAUUUUUUAAUGGUGCUCAAAUUUUAUGAUUUAUCCACUUCACCAGCCCUGUGACUGAAACUUGUCUGAAGAAGACAGUGUUCCAUUAAACGCUUGCUUGUCAUGCUUUUAUUCUGACAUAUUUUCCUGGCUUGCAUUUAGGUAUAUUUUAUUUUAUGCAUAGUAAAACCAUGCUUUUAUUUAAAAGUCAAGCCAUUUCCUGUAGAUCCUAAGUUUUGAAUAAAACUUAAAAAAAGUUUAAAAAACUUAAAAAAAAAUAAAAAUAAAAAAAAACUUUCCAACAUCUCUGAAUAUUUCAACUUUAUAAUUCCACAAUCAGACUUCUGAUAAGGCAUGCACUAUUGGAAAUUUUAAUGUUUAAAAUGGAAAGUCAUUUUUUAUACAGUGUGUGAAAAGGAUGGAUGAUGAUAACAACUUUCCUUUUAACAUCUGGGAUCCAAUCAAGAUCCAACUUCAAGCUGUGUUUGGGCCUAUAGAGGUUUCAACCGCACAUGCUCUUACAAUUGUCUGUUGUGUCUGCAGCCAGGUCCUUCUCCUUCAUUUAGCAGAGAGAGAUGUUGAUUCUCCACCUCACCUCAGUCACACAGAAUAAUCUGUAUCACUGAAGCUGAUUGCUUUUUUCUUUGACUGCCCACACUUCAUCUGCUCAUUGUACCAACAAACAUAAACUGUCAAAAUAAUUUACUUUUAGCUGCAGCACACACAGCAGAGUGUAAAGUGAAGAAGAGGCAGGAUGGGACUGUGUGCUCUGUUUUUUUAAAGUUACGAUAGGGCCGCUCACACAGGUUGGUUAAAGCUUUCAAUGCUUUUUUUUUUCUUUUUAAUGACAGAUGACAUACUGUAUAUGUUACACAGGUGGGACACAUGAAACCCUGGUCUCCCUGUCAGGUUCUCUUUGUCAAGAAUAAUAGCUAUAGGAAGACUGUUAGGUGUUGAAAUAAGAAUAGACUUGGAAUACUUACGUAAUAGAAUUUAAAAUAAGUGCAUGGGCUAUACAGUACAUUUACACUUUGAAUUCCUGCAUUUUCUAACGCGGCAAAAAACAUAACAGGUGAAAAUAUAUUGCAGUGUCAGUUCCUCUAACAUCAUGCAGCCAUUCAGACAUUGUAAAACGGUAUUAUAUUCAAUUUCCUGAAGACUAUGAAAUUAUAUGACCUUCCACUAGAGGACAAGUGCUUCAGCUAACGUCAGUAAGGUUAUGUUCUUAACUGGGAAAUGUCCUUAAAUAAGAAGUGAGGAAAAGUUCAUCUUUUUGCUUUACGGGUGAACCUCUGAUGUAACUCAGCUGUCACAUUAAACAAGCAUAUUGCACUGUGUUAAACGUCUGAUACCGUCAUUACUCACAUUACCAUGCUGCUUUGGAUAGCUGUUCAAAAGCCCGGCGCUCCUUUCAUCCAUGCCACGCUUUGUUUAAGAUCUCUCCACGGAGGUUUGAUUCAUAGAUGCUCACUUCCUUUUUUAAUUCAUCAUGCAUCAACAGUGGGAGAAUGCAAGUGUGUGUGUUUGUGUGUGUGCGUGUGAGUGUGCAGGUUUAUGUCCAUGUGUCUGUAGAGUGGGUAUUUAUUACAGCCAAGAUCAACCACAGCUCAUGAAUAAUGCAUCAGCUGCUAUCAGGGAAAAUAUGCUGAAUAUGGCUCAGCUGAACUGGGAUGUGUGGGUGGUGGUAUGAAAAAGCAUAGCGCUUGCUCUUAACUUAGCUUCUGCGUAAAAGACAAGAGGAGAAAAACACUGCUCUCCACUUUGACAAAUGAGCUCAGGUCUGCUUCAAGGAGGCUUCCUGUGCUGGGGGAAUUAGCAGCCUUGGAGAGUCCUUUUUUUGCGCCGGUUUUACUCACAAAGCCUCAAAUAUGAUACGUUUGGGCACAAUAUCAGGUGCUAUUUUAACCUCAAAAAUGAAUUGAGGCCUGUACGCACACCUCCCCAGCUGCCUCUCAAAUCUUUACAGGGGGACCUAAUGGAGGCUGAUUUAAACAAAAGUGUCAUUUGUGGUCACACCAAUGACAAGUGACAUUACAGAAAAGACCCCCCAGCACUUAAAGAGAUUGGGCUGUGCUUGGACCGCUCAGAGACGUACAGUGAGUGCCGUGUUGGAGGGGAGGACAUGCUCGUUUGUUGGCCUUCUUCAUAUUCAUAGACAACACACUGCAGGGCUGAAAUGAAAACGGUAGCUGUCAACUCCAUGAAGUCUCCUUCCCCCACUCUAUUAGGUUGAUAGCAUAUUGCCCUCUACCCUCCUUGGGGAGUGGGAGUCAAUGAAACAGACUGGCAAACCCUGAAAAAAGGGUAAUUCGUGUUUUUUUUUUUUUUUAAGCAUAGAGUAGGUUUUGAAAUAGCAUCACACCCCCCUUUUUAAAUACCCGUCUCCUCUCCCCCCUCCACCUAAAAGCUGGGGGUCUAAUCUCAUGGAGAAUCUGUUGCCUUUGUGUGCGUCCUCCAAAGUGUAUUUGGGCUGAUCCACCUGUUUGCGGCUGAGUGAUUGAAUUCCAUACCUGAGGGCACAGGUUUCUGGGAGGUGCAUGGGAAUAAAGUUGCCAGCUAUUGUUCCACCUGGGUGUGUGACCAUGUCUCGAACGAGAAGGGGAGGAGAUGGGAGGCACAUGUGGGUUUGGAUGGGGGCUGGGUUGUAAAAGAGGAGUGGAUAACAUCAGAGACGACAGAGGACAGGUGGAGAGGGAGGAGGGAGUAAAAGAGGGUACACAUGUUCCAGUAUGCUGCCUCCCUGGAAUAAGAAUGUCACCUUGUCCUUUUUCUGCCCCUCUCUCCCUUUUUUUCUGGUUUUCUCUUAGUCUCUACAUCCCUCUGUUCCUGUUGCAGUGUACUGAUAUACAGACAGCAUUUCCCUCCCCUUUCUACCAGUGCCAUAAGUCUAAUCUCCCUCUGCAGCAGUGGAUCACUGUCUUUCAACAGACACAACAAAGAAAUGCUCCUGUUCCUCAUCCACAGGAUUCCUGCAGUCCAUCCAUCAAUGACUCAGACACUGCCUACAGCUAGCCACAUUCAGACACAUCUCCAAUGGACAUCUCUGUGAUCAUCUUACAAACCUGACUGGCUCUCUGCCAAGGGAGGAGCAUUCAUUACAAAAGAAAAAUACAUAAAAAGACAGAAACCUGAGAAAGAAAGAGGGGGGAGAGCAGAGAAGAUAGAGAGGGGGAAUAUGGGACCUCCCCUACUGACUUUUUACGGUAGAUCCUGAUGCCACAGUCACCUGUUUUAUUUCUUAUCAAGUGUAAGAAAUACUUGUUGCUGUUUUAUCACCCCACUCUCAUCCCAAACUAAUAAAGACAGAUGGACUGUAUGUAAUAUAUAUCCACAUCUUAACUGAAUAACAUUACGCAGAUUCACAACUGAAUAAACAAGUUACUUUUAAUCACAUUAACUCAUUUGACAACUUAAUUAAGGUGACAUGCUUUCUGUAAUGAAAUCUGGGAACAUUCGGAGUGGGGGUGGGUGGGCUCGGUACUACUUUGUAGCAGCACACGCCCCCGGUAAUAACCCCCCAUAAAAAGUGCUGUUCAGGACUGUGUACUUUCCCCAUCUUUAAAUGCAAUUUCAUUGUGCACAGUUGCAAUGACAAUAAAAGACCAUACCAUACCAACAUGCUUACCCGUGCUUCCUACCUACUUAGCUACCAUAAUAACAGUUGUUCUAGUCUACAUGCAACAUUUUUGUUCUCAUUCACGAAACGCUUAAAUCGGGGACAUUUCCGGGGACAGCUUUAGCCAGGGACAAGUCAUCCAAUACAGGGACUGUCCCCAGAAAUAGGGGACGUCUGGUCACCUUAAAUUUAGUCAAAGGAAAUAUUCUGUUGGCGUAGCAGCGUGCUAGCACACUGUCCAGCUCUCUUUGUCUCUCUGAAAUCCAAGUCAAAAAGUUUUACAUAUGUUGCCUACAGACACUGAAUCCAUGAAAACAAAUCGAGGGUAACACCAGAGUAAAAGUUAGCUUACAUAGUUAGCUCAUAAAAGUAACACACAGGGUUUAGUUUGACGUUAGCUAGGCUAUGCUAAUGCUAGAAAGGCUGAAGUUGGAAAAACAAAAAACAACAACUGUGAAACAGUACACUGACAACAGCACAGGGGUGUGUUUGUGCAUAUUUUUGUUUUUGUUUUGUGUCUUUGUGUGAAUACUCUGCUGUAUUCCUCGUCUCUGCAGCGGCAUUACAUUGAGCCGCGCUGCCUUGCUCUCUCUGUGUUCCCAUCAUCCCUGGCUGUCCCCUCCCAUUAGCCCUGACAGCUAUUUGUCUGUCAUUACUGACCUCAAAACAGCACUAACAUUCUCAGUCACAACACGCACACAUACGUACACACACAUAAGAGCUGCACACUAGCUGAUCCUGGCACUGCAAAAUCAUUUCGUGCUGCAGUUUAGACCUAAUUGCAUGGUAUGCUUUCAUCACGCUAGGUGCUACAGAGAUAAGUAUCACAUUGGAAUGUAAUGAGGCUGAGGGCAACUCAGGCAUAUUUUCAUUAAGUCUAUUAAUCCAGUCUUGAAUGGGUUGGUGCAGGUUGCAACAUGUAGCCCAACAAUCGGCUACUCCCCCAAAGCAUCCUUAUUAUCAGAGCUGUCAUUGAUUUAAGGUGGAACUGCAGACAGACAGGAUAUCAUUUAUCUGAGGAGGAAAUAGAGACGUAUUAUUACAAUAGCCCACCUUUACUGCCCUUGGACGAAUAGAUGAUACAGCUUCAGUGCAAAAAAGACGAGGAAAAUUACUGAGUGAAAGGAUUUGGCUUUGCACAGCUGAUCGCAGUGCAACAACAUAUCUACAGUUUGGAUCAGGAAGGUCACAACCUGCUCUGGAGAGAACAGAUCAGCCCACUAGAUCCGCGUGCAUGUAUGCGCAUGUUAGCGUGUCUUUGUGUCCGUGCAGUGAUUUCACCAGCACACAAUCCCUUACCCCAGUCGCAAGUAACAAAAGCCAACAACCUCCCAAAGUUCAGUUGCUGCUGGACGGGGAGCCAGCAGGAGAUUUAUCUGAAGGAUUAAAGGGAAGUGGGUGUGCAUCUGCCUCUGCGGCCUGAGCACGUGCACCAGCCCUUGCGUGUAUUUGAUCACUGUGUAAUGUGGAUUUGAGGGUCAACAGGCAAUGUAGGCAAGGGAAACAAAGGUUGGGUGUCUUCUUACUCACUCAAUUCCAUUAUUUUUGCAUCAUACACCUCCUCCCUUAUUAGCUGCUAUCUGUCUUUUCUCUCUGUCUUACUUGGAAUCCCUAGUGAACUCCUCUCUGUCUACCAAAGAGACAGACUGGCAAUUAAAUCCUCCCAGCCUUGAUUCAGCUACUUAAGGAGAGAUCAAGGUAGGAUCUUUCGGGGGGCUGUUUGGGGCCUGCCACUGUCAUAUUAUCUCACCAGGGUGUCAUUACCAGCCUAUCCACUCUGUCAUUAUGUACAAUACUCCUACUUGGUAGACUGGAGGUUCACCCUGCCUUAUCUGUCUGGUAGGAGGUUAUUUCUUAUACUGUGAUCCUGCUUGAUCUAUUUGCAAAGGGCCAUAGGUGAGUCUCAGAAUUUGCAUGCGUGUUUACUUACAAGACGGGACAACCGAGAUGGAUGCAGACUUUGUUUUUCUUCAAUCCAAAAAAUGUCAGCAAUGCCUCCUAGACUUUGAUCCCUCACUGGAAGCUGCUUUAACUUUCUGUGACCCUAAUGUUGUUGCUGUACAGACUUUUUUUUUUCUUUUUCUAACCGCAAAGCAAAACAUCGCAUUUGCCCCAGUCUGUACUUUACUCGUAGCCUACAGUAUGAUGAAAUUAGCAAAAUUGCUGUUCUCCAAAUUGGUAGGUUGGUCCAAAUCUAAGAGACCUGCAAUUAGAGGGGAAAGUUCGACACCCUCAUUUUGAUGUAGAAAAAUGUGUCGAGAAACAAACAAGUUAGCCUCUGUAGUCGGGCCUCACAGAUGCUUACAAAAAUUCAAAAACAAAGCCAGUAUUCAUCUGCGCGUAGUUAAAAAAACCCAUCAUCCCUCUUUCUUUCUUUCUGGCACUGUGCUGUGUGGAGCUGUUUGCAGUUUUGUGAGUGUGUCUGUGUGCGUUGUCAUGGCUCUUACUGUCAUGCUUAUAUUUGGAUUAAGACCUCAGACAUGUUCUGACUGAUUCUGUGCACUGUGCUGAAGUCUUGCAUCAUUACACCGUAACCUAAGCUCACAAAACCUUUUUACACGACCCGGCAUACGGGCACACACACCUCUCUAUCAGAUAGACCCACACACGUUACAUACAACACAAAAGCAAGAGAUGCCAACUUGUAUUUGACGCAAUGAAACAAGAUCCAGCUUUCCUAGCUUUCCCUGCAUAAUCCCUACAUUUAAGCAUAGCAUAACACCAGCAGUUCCAGGCAGCAAAUCAAACAGAUCUUUAUCUACUUCCCCCUACCUUCCAUGCAAGUAUUAACCUUCACAGGAAGCUUCACACAUGCAUAUUGCAAUUAGAAAAGAUAAGGAGGAUCAAGUUUGAUACGCUUUUUGUGUUUCAUAAUAAAUCCAGGCACUAAAAUAGGAAUAUAAGUUUAAAGUGAUGCUCUGAAGUUUACAGAGGGGCUCAGGAGCACACUCUUGUGGUCACUUUUAGGCAAACCUGCAGAGGUUUUAGGGGGGACGUUGCAGGCUUUGCAUCAAGAUAGAGAGCUCGAGCGUCUCUGAAAUCCAAUCUGAGUUAUACAGUAUGACAGCUGUGUUGCACUCUUUCUUUGUUGAUACACAUCAUGCUCUUAGAGUCAGAUUACAGCCUGAAGACAAGCACUAAGGGCUAAAAACCUGUACUGCACACUGUGCUUGGAUUCUGGGGUUGCAGCUGAGGCAUUAUGCUUCUCCUAUGUGUCAGUGUGGAGAUGUACAGGCAAACUUUAAUGACUGUUAAUGCGUUGUAAUGGACACGGGAAUAAAGGCAUGUGUAGCGUGGCUGAAUAAUCCCUUAGAUGUGUUAAACUGAGCACAUUCAGACAGGAAGAGUGAAUUAAUCUGCCCGGGAUCAUGCAUUUGUCUACCAUGGAUGUGUGUGUGUCUGCCAACCUCAGUUGCUUCUUGAUGCCUCUGAGCGGGGCUUUGGCCAGGCGUGUGAUCCUGUUGAUUGCGCUUGGGGCCAGGUGAAAGGGAGGCGUACUGUCCUGCUGGGCCUGAGACGGGAUGAGAAUACUAAGCAGGACUACGACCAAAUUUUCAUUCUCUCUGGCCGUCCUGAUACCCCCCUGUCCCCUGCUCUAUCACACUGCCUUCACUGCUGAAAUGAAUUGGCUAUUCCAGUAGACCCAGGCACAGCUGUGUACAGAGCAGAAUACACACUGAGCUCAUCAUGUGGGAGAAAAAGAGGGAAUGAGAGUGACAUCAUAAGAGACAUGGAGGCAAGCAGACAGACAGAUGGCCAACUGUUUGCAACACAUUACAAGCAUAUGAAAGUGAAAACCAGCAGGGACAAAAAGGGAGAAAUACAACAGGUUUCUCUGGCCACAAACAGUGUAAUAACAACAACAAGACAGUCAUUCUAGGUCGUGAGAGUUCUCCUCCUCAGUGGUUAUGAAAUAGUCUGGAAACCCCAGUUUAUAUCUUUGCCUUGAAUUAGUCAACGUGCAGACAGCCAGCAUCCUCUGAACUGUCAGGCAGAGUCUGAAGCUCUGCUAAUGGUGCUCCAACAGUCCCGGUCUGGUGUGCUCUGUUCUGUGUGCAUGAGAAAGGAGGAGAGAAAGAGAGAGAGAGAGGGGGAAAAAAGAGAUUUGAUGAGUGAGUCUAUGUUGGGGGUUAUGUUGAGGAAGCUCCCAGUGCAGCCCUCGGUCUCUUUAAAUCAUCUCACUGACUCAGAGUUCUCUCAAUAAUGCAUACAUAAGCUGAGGGCAGGUUUUCUCAAGAUUUAGAGCCGGCAGUUAGUCUGAAAUCUCAAAGCCCCACACACUCCAGCUUGACGAAGUAAAUUACCAAUGCCGCACAGAUAAUUGCUAAAGCUGCUGCAUGGCACAAAACUUUGAGAUGCCAAAAAAUAUUUCUUUCUUGUCAUUUCAAGAUGUUAAUCCCAUUCAGGGCUUGUGUAAUCAUGUGGUUGAAAUCUUGAACAUUUUGUUGGCUAUCAUCUAACCUAUCAGCUAUACGAGGAAGUAGUCAUCUAAUGUUCCUCUUUUCAGGGCUGUGUGCAGGACAGGUGCCUGCUUCACAUCCCAGCAGAAAGGCAAGCUGGCAGCCCGACUGUUACCACCUCCUUCUCCCGGCCUUUUGCUGCCAACCAGCCUGGCACAUCUGUGUCUGUCCAGCAUGCCCGCUGCCAACUACCCUGCUCCCAUUGUUCUCUCCUGAAUGCACCCGACGCCCACGGGAAAGAGGGCUGAACACAGUGUGGCACAACCUACACAGCCUGUUAGAUAAUCUCAAGACAUGAAAAGAUUCUCCUAGCCUAGAUUUUAGAAACAGCAUUUUGUCUCAAAACAUAGACGAGGGAAACACCCGCUGGGGAUUCUUCCUCAAUCAGCCUCAGUUUCCAGUUAUAAAUUCAAUGGAGUGAGCAUAAUCCUGCCUGAGCAUAAUUAUCUGACAUAGAUUUGAUGAGAUUAUCAUUUAUAAUUCACAGAACACUUUUGAUGGGAAAAUCACUGUUAUUUUUACUUGAUAUGCUAGUUGAAAUAGUUUCUUAGCCUAUUCUUACUCAUUGUUACUCUGAUUUAUAAAAAGCAUGAAAAAAACAAGCAAAACUACAUGAUAAAGCUGAACCCUGCAUCUGUUAUUUGCACUCAUAGGAGAGAAGUUGCAUUGAUUUGUGUUGUAUAAGUGUAUGUGGUCUACAUGUUUAUAAUAAAUGCAUUCCCAAGCGGAGGUGGGGAUGUGGCCAAUAGUGGAUUUAUCAGGGCCAUGCAGGCUGGCAAAUUAUUCUAAAUAGGAGAAUCAGUCGCUCUGUGCCUUUGAUCUGUCUUCUGCCUGCUCUCUAAUUUUAACCCUCCUUCUUUCCCCCCUCUGUACACUCCAUCUAUACUGCAGCAGUUUUAUCUUUAACCCUUUCCCUUCUACUUACAUCUGCAGAAAAUAGGCUUGUCAUUUAUCUGUUAUAUGUGAGAAGACUGCAUUAGCAUAGGGUUUAUGGUUGCUUUUUUAGUAUACACUGUUACUGCCAUUUUCUAUUCAUGAUAUAUGCUAAGAAUUAAGUUUUGAUGACUACAUUAAUAGUAUUAUAUUUGAUAGUUCUGUAUUUUAAUUUCAUUUGUCCAGUUCAUAUUGAAUACAGAAUACAUAAGGGUUAAAAGUAUAUUUUGUAUCUUACGUUUGUAUGCGUCAGGGCAGACCUAUGUCAUUGUUAUUUUUUGAUUGACUGUUCUGUAUUGAGGGGCAGUUGUUCAGUAAAGGAUGGAGGCGACACACCAUUUCUACUGUCGUUAAACCAUAUACACGUGUAGUCUCGUUAUUUCUGUCCAGCGGUGAAUUUAAGAAGUAUCAUAAGAAUGAAAACCGAGUGAAACAACACGGAUACUUUCAGCCACUACAUACACAUAUAAUGUUAAAUCCUCUUGUCCAACCGGUAUACCUAUGUGCCAAACCCCUUUCUGCAGCCAUAAUCUAAAUUUAAAUAAACAUUAAAGACUAUUUCUUCUUAAAGAUAGCACUGUGAACCUACACAUGCACAUUUAAAGCAAGCCCCUGGCUACACAGCCGAACCCUCUGGCAGAUCCCCACAGGCUGUUUAAGAGCUCUGAUUAUGGCCCUUGCGAGCCUGGUAGGAUUCCUGGCGUGUCAGAGGAUUUAACAGCAUCCAAAUCACUGUCCGACUCCUCUCAGCUCUUCCAGAGUGGCCUGUCCGUCACUCUGUCUGUCUCACAGUGAUCAGGCUACAGCAGCAGUCGAUAGGGAGAGUACAGAGAAUACACAGAGGGGAGAUAGGUUUGCUCUCUGUAGCAGUGGCUUUAUUGCCGCUUUCUGUCAUUUUCAUUAUUGUUGGUUAUUCUGUCUACAAUAUUAUUUGGUUUCAUUAGUUCAUUUAGAUUGAGUUAAUCCAUAAAAUGCUUAAAGUGUACAAAUUGUCUCACAACACAAAAAUAUUACAUUUUUGUCCUUCUCAAAUCAUCAAAUACAAGAAGCUUUGGUUUAGGCAUUUUGAUUCAGUGUAACUAAUUGUCCUUUUUUUCUUGGCCAUGAAUAACCUCAUGGUAAAUCAUUUCAUCGUUUAGUGUUUGUGUUGUGGUUAAACUUGUGUGUGCAUCGUUGCCCUGCAGUCAUCAUUUUCUGUGGUUUUAUUAAGUCACUUUUUUUUUUUUUCUGUUACUAUAACACCUUUUUUUUAUACAUAUAAGAAACACGUGACUUAUCAUUUAAUAAGCUCUGGCUCUUAUGUGAGAUAUUGUCAGUGUUCACAGCAGAGUCUGGUGGGACCACCUUCAAACAUUCACUUAUGCAUACAUGCUCUCCAAACAUACGCACAGAACUUGUUCAGGUUGCAAAGAUGCACUCCUCUUCCCACAUGCCGUGAUUUCUUUGAUUUAUAUUGUGAGAUGGUCCCAGAAGACAUGUUAAAGUUAAUGGGGUAAUUACACAGUGGGAGACGAAAGCAGCCACAGUUGUGAUUUAUACUCAUAGACAAACACACACGCUUCUUCACACAGACACACACACAUGCAGUCCCUGAUGGGAAAAGCUCUGUCUUUGCUCCAAGGACGGCUGCUCUCCUUUCUCUCUGCUUCCUGCUCCUUACUUCGUUUCCCUCCUUCAGCUCUCAGCUCCUCCUGCCGCUGCUGCAGAGACACGUUCUGUACCCAGGUCAGCCAAAUCUCUGCGUUUGUCUGCCUGCCAGAGGCGGCCUGACCUACUGCCAGGAACAGACUUCAUGUUCAAGUGCAGACUCACUGGGGAGCUGCAAACAUUACUACUGUGCAGGAGCCACAGACAGGAGCUCAGGCCAGGUAUCAACAUGCAGUGUAGUGUCAUGAUAAAUGCAGUCAAGUGGCAGAGUAUUAGUCAUGUUGUUAGUGGCGCAGCCCCAGAGGAGGAGCUGCCUUCAUCACUCAUGGAGGUAGCGGUGGAGAACUGAGCAACAACAGGACCUCCUAUCUUCUCUCAUCACAACAAACAUAGCCCGGGAGUCACUACGGAGUCCUUGAAGGAACUACAUGCCUGUAUUCAUGAGAAAUUUUGACUGUGCAUAUUAAAAAAGAACAGUUUGACGUUACUUUUUAGGAUGCUUACUGUAGAGGAAUGAAGGUACGUUAAAAGAUUGUUGAGUCACCAUGCAAUGAUGCAACCAGCAGACCAGCAAGGCCUCAAAGAGUUGACUGUGUGUCUGUUAGCAUGGCUUUUUGCAUCAUUAGACGUGUUUAGCCUACUAGGGCUGUAAAGUCCUAGGCGACCGGUCGACUUAUUGGUCGAUACUAUAGACUGUAUAUAGAAUCGACGCUCUCUGCCUCCUAGCUGAGUAAAGCCACUCCAAGAACAGCACCCUCUUGUGACAGGCUGCAGUAUAGGUCAUAAAACCCACCUCUGCCAGCCAAACUUAUGGAGCUGUGGACAAACUUUAGAAAUUUAUUACGCAGAACAUUAUUUUUUUCCCCCUCCUGCUUGCGAUGUUGACAUGUAGUUAUUGUAAGACUGGUUUGUGCUCAAGUCCUCUUUUUUCUGUACAGCUCAGAUUUUUAAAGUUAUUAGGAGGCUCAUGUUUUCUAUGAUUGACACUUGAUACAGACUGUGGGCGUACAAGGAUUGCAUAGCUCACCUGGGGAGUACGCUGUUUGAGCCGAGUGUCAUCACAGCGACUCUCGGCGACUCUCCCGCCGAAUGCUCACAAUGCUACGCAAUGCUGCGCAAUGUUGGUUUCAGGAAAUGGAGAGAAAAAGCGGAAUUACCAGUCUACGCUCGAUAGGUGCUGAGUUGACCAAAAUUCUGAUUGGUCGACUCAAUUUUUUCUGCGUCAAUUUACAGUCCAUGGUUUAUUUCAUCAAAAGGAACGCACUAAGUGCUAAUGGUUUCACAGGUAACAGCCUGUUUCAGAGCAUCCCCCUUGUUUUCAACAUUUUGGGUUUGCCCAACCCACUGGAGAUCGGCAAGUGACAGGAAGAUUGAAGAGCGUCCAUGUUAAUCAACCUUUCUGUGGUUUGCUAAAUAUUUAUUUUUAUUUUGAGCUUUUCAACUUGCCUUCUGUGUUUCAUUGCCUUCUUGUGAUGAUAUCAGUAUAUUUUCACCCCGCAGAGCCGCGCUCCACCAGACCGCGUCGCCCCUCCCCCCCAUUAGUUAAUUUUUGGUCGGAAAUUUCGGGGUUUUAGUCGACCAAGAAUUUCUGUGGUUGAUUAAAGCCCUAGUGUUUACUUGUUUAUAUUUUUGGUUUAUUCAAAAAGAGAAAAAUUUCACGCCCAACUAGAGGUAAUGAUGCAGUCCUCUCCUCCUUGAGGCGCACAGAUGCACAGAAGAAGGCAGCUGGCCUUCAGCUGAGACAGCACUUUCACACAGUCUGACAAAGUCAAUCUCCCUCGCUCUAUCUCUUUCCCUCCCACUCGCUCUAAUCCAAACUUUGUAGACUGCCUCUGCUAACACCCUCUUCCUCCAGUGCGGCAGCAAUAUUAUUUCCUCUGAUCACUUUCGCUUGACAUAAAGCUUGGUGAAAAAGGCAGAGGUGUCAAAUAAUGCACAAAUUACCAUGUGAAAGUGUGGAGGCAGGUAGAGAUGAAUUGCAGAGCGAGGGACGGCAAAAAAGUAACCGAGCAAAAGAGUAGCUUAGAGAAAUCCUAAAAAAAAGGAGAGCGGCAAAGCUUUAAGUCUCAGGGGAAUUUGAAAGCCACAGAAAUCCAGUUGCGGAUAUUAAGAGGCUUAAUCUAAGAGCUUGCUGAGGCUGAGUUUUGCUGUGUGGGCCCCAUCACUAUCAUCCUUGACAGAGGUUAAAGAGGAGACGAGGGGGAUAAGGAGGAGAGGAGGAGAAGGCAGAUGGGAGCAGUGGUGAGAAUAGGGAGCCAUGUAUCAUUAUGACAGCCUUGCAUGCUUUUUUAAGGAGAAUUAAACAUCAAUAAAGUGCAGAAGUAUGUGCUUAUUUUGUUAUUUAUGUGGGCAUAUGUAGGAUAACCUUGCAGUUAAGGGACGGCACUGUGAAAAGAUGUAAGCAGCAGGGUGCUUAGAGUCAGAGCGAGGGAACAUGAGCCAGACAUGACAGGAGGAAUAACAAUGUAUGAUUCAUUCACUUCAUAAUUAGAUACAACCAACUAAGUGAUCCAACUUUAGUGCUCGAGUCAAGACGACAGAAAGCAACACAUGCUGAGAUGAAACUCAUUAUCAUCAAACUGCAGAUGUGUCCCAGGAGAAAGGAGGAGAAGAGAGGAGACUUGGAAGCAGGUGGAUAAGAGGGAUCCCCACUUCCUCUGUGCCGGUCUUUUCUUCUCCUCUCCUUGCUUCAUUUGAUGUGAAUGUUUCACCGAAUGAAAUGCUUCAGUGAUGUGAAUUCCACAGAGCACACAAACCCCUCAGCAUCACAGCAUCUGCUCACAGUAGUGGUGUUGCACUUCAGUGUUUCACUCUUGUCAACUUGUCAGGAAAAACAGAGAGUCUGUCCAAAGCAAUCAUUGGAGCAGCUUUAACAGCACAAAUGCUGCUUUUUUUCCCCUCACUGUUUAGAGAAUGCCUGAUCCACUGGGUGCCACAUAGCUUUGCUCUAUCUGCAGAGAAAUAAUUGCUUUGCAGUGCAAUUAUGCCUCAUUGUGCUUUUUGGAUUUCAGCUGCAUGAAACAACAGUGUUCAAUCUUUAAUAAGCCACAUAAUACAAUUGCUUCUGUCUGUCACGCUAUUCUCAGUAUUUGCCAAAAGUCUCUUCAUUGUCAAAACAAACUGGAAACUUCCCUAAAAUCCAUUCCUUUUUAUAAAGUCAGGAUAAAUGUAUCUUUGUCUUUCUUUUUUUUGGGCCUAGGAGGCAUAAACCGGGCCGGGGCAGCGGUGCCAACAUUCUUGCGGACCCCCACAGUGAUCCAGCCACACCUGGACAUGAAGCCCUUCCUCCAGUUUCCCAUGGAGACCGCUCCUCCUCCACACAGCAUGAGCCUCUUCCACAACUUCAACACGGUGAGGACUGAUGCAGUCACAUAUACAGCAGUCUUUAACGUCUCCAUUUCAACAUGGAAAGGCAGCAGUUUAUAUGAUUUGGGGCAAACUUUGAGUCAGGUGGAAUAAGUAGAUGUUUCCAUUGACCUCCACAAUGCUAGAGUAUGUAUGUAAUUGUUGCUGACUAGUUUUAAACUGUAUCCUAGGAUUGUUGAAAAGCUGCUGUAGCUAAAUGAAGACUGCAUAUUUUGUUAGAAAGGCCACGCUGCAGGUAGUGGUGCAAGGGAAAAAGAGCUUCAUGGGGGGUUUGAUUGUUUGAUGCAGGUGUAUCUAAUCAAUAUUUUUGAUUAGACAGCCAAAAACAAAUAACAUUACCACAGAAAAAUACAGAUUCAAACAUUCCAGGUAUCUAAUCAAAGUGUGAGUUAUUAAAAGGACACAUUCUAUACAAAUAAUUAAUUAAAAAUACACAAUUAAUUCCAUGUUUAACCCCUGAACAAUAAAAUGUAAAUGCAAACCAAGCAUACACAAAAUAAAACAACCGCUAGCAAUGAAAAUCCAAAUGCAGCAUUAGCUGUGAUCAAAAGAGACUCUCACUGCACACUGUCAAAAUAUAGUGGUUAAAGCACCAGUAAGGAGUUAUUAUAUAUUUAUGAAAUAGACCAAAAUUCAUACUGAGGCCUUUUUAUGAUAUUCAAAAGCAAAAAAAGACCCCAAGUAACAAGUCUGGAAAUUAGUAUAUUGUUGUUUUUAGUGCCUGAAACAGGUGUGAGGGGGUAGGUGUCAGCCAAGAAGGGACAGCCCUGUUCUCACAUGAAUUAUUUACUAUGGAUGAAACAUUUGACCGUGGGAAGUCAGCAGAAAAAUGAACAAAGACUGCUUUGUCCACCAAGGAUGCCUGUUAACACAUCGAAAGUUCCUUACAGGAGCUUUAAGCAGCUUCAUUUAAUUAAUCACUGGAACAACCCCAGACAGGUCCUCAAGCUAGCAUCUGCCUGAAGCACACAGCACAGAACAAAAGUAACUCACUUCAAGCCCAGUAUGCUAAAUUUCAGCUAGGCUAGACAUUUCUCUUCUUCACUUUCCUCCUCACUGUCAUCAUGUGUGACAACACCUCAUCAGAAAUUAGCACCCUCCUGCUGACAUCUGUAUCAUUUUUGUGUUGCUACUCACAUCAUCCAGUUUAUCUUUGUUGCUAUUGUUGAUGGGAAGAGAAACACAGUUCAUCAUUAGUCUUUCACAAGAAGCAGUUGAAAUAAUGCAGCUUAAGUUAUUACCUAUAUUCAGUCAUGCAUAGAUAGAUAGAUAGAUAGAUAGAUAGAUAGAUAGAUAGAUAGAUAGAUAGAUAGAUAGACAGACAGACAGACAGACAGACAGACAGACAGACAGACAGACAGACUUUAUUGAUCCCAAACUGGGAAAUUCACAAUUUCUUCCAAUAAUAUGCCUAUAAAUCUGUCAGAAUGCACCACAACUGGGAGAGGUGAACAGUUAAUAUCAUCCACAUCAUUGUAAGAACACUAUCAUAUUCAGUCUUAGGUGUUUUUUAGGACAAAAUGUAAGCUACAUUGAUGCCUCUAUAUGUAGACUUAUGCACAGUUUCAUAAAUAUUUACAUCUCAAUAUAACCGCAGAGUCGAGGAGCUCAUGACCUGGCUGGCCCCUCCUUCUCAUCACUGUAAGAAAAUUAAGAUACUCUCUUACCACGGUAUUAUUUCUUGUACUUUUUUCUUUUUCUUAACUUAAGCACAGAAUUAGGGCAGUUCUGAGGCCAUCUUUAUAGCCGUGUACUUCAAACACUGCAGUUUGUUUGAUGUGGUAUUUAUUUUAAUGGAGAGGGAUCUUCCUGUUCCCCGGGCCCUGACUAACAUCUGAUCAUUACUAUGAGACCGUAGAGACAUUUAGCAUUUUACUAACUCAGCAUAUUGCACUGCCUGUUCCUCCAGACACCAUUAGGGAUUGUCAACACAGUUCUUGUCAGCAAUAUGUAAAAUCUAUGAACUCUGUAUGUACUGUAAAUGGGGCAGUGCUUUUCUUGGAUAAUGUCUGAGUUAUUCUCUGGUCUACAGAGGGCAGACUCUGCAGUCUCCUGUUACUAAUUGGAAAUAUCUUGCAUGUGCUUAAACCUGGUGUGGUAGCCUGGUAACAUGUGUCCAGACACUGUUAAAUACUUUUUAAUGAUGCAGUCAUUUUAAUAGGCCUCCAUGGGCCAUGACAUAAGUGGAAGUAUUCUCACUGAUGUUAAAAGUGCAGGGCACCCAGCAGACAUGGAUUAAUAGAGAUACUGAAGUGAUGCAGCCGCUCAGUUUCCACUCCUGCGUCUGCUUCUAAAGCCCUGAAAUCAUACUUGCUUUGCUCUUUCUUCAUCCCUCACUCUGACCCUGAAAUUUCUCCCUCUUUCAUCCUUUAAUAGUCCCUUGAUCCCAGGCCUAAUAUUCAGAGCUGCAUCUCUGUAAAUGUUGACAGUGAGCCGGCCAUGAGUGAUGUUUUUCAGCCCUGUGGCCAGGAGAGGGGGCCAUAGGAGAGGGUUGGAGGACAUUCUGACCUUAGAGCUCCACUGCAAACUGUUAUGAAGAGGAGGUUCAAAUUCUUACACUGUGUUGUGUUAAAAACAGCGACAGAGUAAACAUUAACCCUCAUUGUAUAGUUGCUAAGUGACUCAAAAGUUAGCUGUUGUAGGGCCAAAUUUGAUAACGGGAUUUGCCAGGCUGCCAGACAUUUACUCUUCAUAUUUUUAAAUGGUGAAGCCAGGAAUUUAUAAUGUGGUUAUCAUUUUUUAGCUCAAAACAAAUAUGCUGUUGACAGCAACUCAAGGUUGUCUUUCACUUUAAACUUUUGUAAAACUCUCCUGAUACAUCUCUGUUUAAAAGGAGCAUUUAAGAAUAAAAGAUUCAGCCCUUCGCUGCCAUUUGAACAGGUCUGUCUUAGCUGAAGAGUGUCUAAUAGCUGAGGUGUGUAUACUAUACUUUGUAAAAUUAGCAAAUUUGAAUAAACAAAGAUAAAACCUUAGUUGCUGCUAUUGAAUAUUUUGUCUUGAUGCUUUUCUUUGAAGGCCUUUUUUGCCCCCAGCUCUCCCUGAGUUGUUUUUUAUUUAUGUUUAAUUCAGUGUUGUGUAGUUGAGUCAAUUUACACAGGAAGAAAGAGUGUACCAGAGCGAAUGUUUGCGGCUCUGUUUACAUCAGUGACCGUAUUUUAUGGCUUGUUGGGCUUUUAGGCAGAGGAAUGCGUAAACAAUCAGGAGGACUCCCCCUCUCGACAUGAGGCUAUGAAUGAAGGGUAGACCAUUUCAAAUUCAAAGCACCCCUCUUCGAUGCCUUUUGGUGUCUGUCUCUGCCACAAUAUGAAUAUGCACAACACUUCAGUGAAGACCUAGUAUAAUAGCAGUAAUAACACAGAGAAAUGUCUGUGCUCUGCGCUGGCAGCAAGUUAUUCUAUCAUUCUCUCUUAAUAAGUGAUCUGUACUGAGUGUGUACAGUCCUAAUGAGGCUCAUAUCAAAGGUUAUUAGCCCCCAAAGUAGGGGAAUGGCCUCUCCUACAGCUAUAUACAGCUUUUAUGUUCCGCUAAUAUGAUUUGUCCUCUACCUGCCUGUCUUACCCAAUGUGACAUGGGGACAGUGACGAGGCUGAAUUAUUUAUCUGCAGCAGCUGGGCCUGAGACAGCAGCACGCUCUCUCAGCCCUGGUGUGGACUUACUCAGGCUGCAGAGUCAGGAAUUUUAGAAGAAGGUGUCCAAUCAUGCAAACAUGCCUACAGACUUGUUGAUUCUUAACUCAUAUCAAUCCUCCUGAAUCUUGUCUUUGUUCUAGUUCCAUAACUUACUCUCGAACAUCAUGCAUCCUGCUGCAUCACUAUUCUUUAUCCAUCAAAAUAUACACAGUAUUAGUCUAUUCCAGCUCCUAAUGCCGUAUUUAGAGAUUGUAGUUUUUGCACACCUCAGGUCAAAAAAGACUAAAAUGUAGGGACAUAAUAUUCAGCACUUGUGCUUUUUGAUGUUUAAGACUUUAUCCAGCCUCUGGGUCAUCAGACUAAGCAUACUGACCAGACUAACACGUCAGUGGAAAGGCUUAUGUCAGCGUUGUUGGUCGGAAGGUGGAUUUGUGUAGAGGAUAUCAUAAGGGCAGGUAGUGGAUAAGUUUGCAAAGUGACAGAGAUUCAGAUUACAGUUCAAAAUUUGCCAUUAGCUGUCAAAAUUCUUGGUCUUCUACCCCAGAAAAGUGUUAUAAAUUCAGUCAUUUUGUCCUUAGUCAUUUUGUCCUUAGUCACUCAAAUUUGCACUUUGACACUCGCUGUUUGUCGUUGAGUGCAAAUACUAGCUAUGGAUACAGCUGCCUUGCAUUUCUUCAAUAGGCUAGAUGUUUCUUGGUAGUUUUUGUGUUAAAACUUGAAUACUUUUUUUCCUCCUCUCAGAAUAGUUGCAGCAAAAGUUUCAAAAAUGUCCAUUGCACUAGGAUGAAAAACAUACACACUAUCACUGUCCUUAAUACUCUCUUAUUAGCUUGUUGCAGCUUCACUUCUCUGUAUGUAAUGGUUUAAAGACUGCCCAAUAUUGUGUUUUAAUGCACAGCUUGUUAGUGAGUAAACAAAAGCAACUAUUUCAAGAAAUAAAUUUGCAUAUUUUAUAUUAUUAAUUCUAAUUAUAAAAUCCCUAUUGAUGAUUUAUUGAACUGAUCCUCUCUGUAAUAGGGGUGUCCCGAUACAAUAUUGAUAUUGGAUAAUGGUCCGAUAUCAAUAACGAAUAUCGGAUUACAUCGGCCUGCAUCUAAAAUCUCCGAUAUCAGCACUCCGAUACAAGCAGUCCAUUCCAGACUCCACUCCGGCACCUCUAUCUAGCAGUGCCCUGAUCCAGCAAGCUGAGCCCACAACAUCACAACUACAGUGUGUACUAAGGUACUAACAAAGAAGCAAGGAGUAGGAGUGAUAUCGGCCUUGUGGCAGUAUUUUUGUUUAAGUCUGAAAAAGACAUUGCAGCUGAGUGAAAAACUUGUCAUGCAUAAUUUUAUGCCAAUAUCGGAUCAAUAUUGGUAUCGGUCAAUAUUGAAGGCUACAAUAUUGGUAUCAUACCAGAAGUCAAAAAGUUGUAUCGGGACACCCCUACUCUGUUCUAUUAACAGAACAGUGUUUUACAAAAAUAGAACAGGAAACCCAAACACAGCUGAGGCUCAUAAAUGUGGGUCAUAAAUAUUGACAUUUUAAAUAAAGGUUUUAAAAAGAUGAGAACAAAAGGAGCAGAGGUAUACUUACAUAUAUCCAAUAACUUAAGAAAUUCCAUACAUUUGUGAUUCGACCUCGAUAAGUACACAGAAAUUAAAGGUUUAAGCAGAAAUUUAAACAAAAAAUAGAUCUUUUAUAUUUGUAACCAUGCUGUUGGCUUCACAGUACGUGUUCCUGAAUCUGCUCCUGACUUAUUGAUUAAGGUUUCCUCAUGUAUCACACCCACUGCCUGUUAGAUUUGUAAAACGUAGACCACGCUUUGCCCAUGGUACUUUAGAGUCUCUGUGUGCUCAAAUGUGUCUAAAACUCUUUAAACAACUGUAGCUAAAGCCACGGAGGAGUCCUGUUGUGUGGGUGUGUUUAUUCAUGUGUGGACUGGACGGGGUGUUAGAGGCUCGGGCUAAAGCUCCAGCGGCUGGUGAUGACAUUUGAUAGAUGGUGUGAACUUUGGGGAAGAGGGGGAUAGUUCAGCAGGAGGAGAGGGGGACAAACACAGGCAUGCACAUACACACACAUUCACAAUCCUGGCUGCAUCUGGACUGAUUGUGUAUGCAUGAAGAAGCAAGGAGAGAGAGAAAGAGAGAGAGAAGGGGAGGAGAAAACUGAGGGAAAAGCUCUACAGGGUGGCGUGAGGCAGAGGAAGCAAGAGCAGCUGAGGGGAGAGGAGAAGGAGGCUGAACUUAUGGGACAGACACUUGUAGGGUGAUGUGUCAGUGAAAAAAGGGAGAGCGAAGGAGAAUACUUUCAGAAUUCAGUGAAAGAUUUCCAAAAAGAGGCAGGGAGCGUGCUUAAAAAAGAAAAAACAGAAAUAUUUGCUGGCAACGCAUCUCUAGGCACAAGCCCUACUUCUUAGAGUGAGUUUCGAUUUCAACAUUAACAACCAACUAGGAGGCUGAAUGAGUGAGGAAGGAGCACCAUACACUCUCAGCCUUGCACAUGCUGAGACACAAACACACACCUCGGCCAACAGCAGUAGCAGCAGCAGCACACACACAGGAGGACCAAUGCAGCUCCAAGCUUCUGCAGACACAGAGGAGAGGAAGGUGAGUGCCUCUAUGCCUGGAGAUUUUUAGAGCUGCUUUUUUGUAUUUCCUCCAAGUGUGUCUCUUCCAUCUGGGCACAACUAAAAAGUGCUGUAGACUUUAGAGCUUCAAAGCCUUUUGUGAAAAUCUGGAGCGGUGCAGACUUCACCAUGACUGCCAGAGAGGUCCCACAGAGAGAUGUGUGCAUUCCUCGCAGCUGGAAUUGAACGCUACCAAAUAUUUUGUUGCCGGAAAAUGAUCAAACAUGUUGAAAGAUGAGACAAAAACGAGAUGAAAGAGGGAAAGACAAAGAGAAAGGAAAGGGAGAGAAGAGGAUGAGAGUGGGAUAAGGUGCAUGCAGUUGCAGAGAUGCUUGGGGGCUCUCCGCUCAGUGUUCACAAAGAGCAGAGUGGGUUGUAGCAUCUCCAGGCACUGUGGAGCUCUGAUGACCAGAGUGAUGCAAAAAUCAGAGCUCCUUCUAUACUGGAAAAACAAAACCAACUCACUUACAUACAUUUAUUAAAGUGACAAUCAAGUGAAUAAUUCAUCAUUCAGAUACAAACAACUAAAUAUUCUUCUAUUAAUGCAUGAAAAAAAGAGCAGUCAGUUCGUGUCAGUCUGCAUAGGUUUUGGAAAAUCCCUCCACAAUUACAUCACAAAGCUCUGCUCCUAUUUCAUGACAUAUUUUGCGAAGCAUUUGGGUAAGAGGCCAUGUAAGCUGCUGUCCAAAAACGCUUGCUGGCAGCUGUUCGGUGUUUUUAACAGCUGAAUCAACUGGAUGGAUCAUAACUGACCCACACCCUGUCCUGCAGCGACGAACUGGGCUGAAAAACCCAUGAAUCAUCAUGUACAGUUACUCCACUGAGUCUGUCCAGUCCUUAUUCAACUUUGCAGAGAGGGGGUCACUCUUCGGACAUCCACACAGAAUUGUAAAAAGUGUGACUAGAGUUGGGGUAAAAUAGGGCAAGAGUUACUCAUCAGGAUGAAAAAGUGAAGUGUUUUGAUGAAACUGUUGAAACUGAAACUGUUUCUGUGGUUCCUCAGACACAUGCAGUCAAAGUCCUAAUUUAGAGAAACGGCACCAGCAGACACCACAUGAGUCUGUUUCUUGGGAGAGAGGAGGACGUAUCCAUGGAACGUGGAGUAUGGGAAAGAGAGCCAAAUUAGAUAAGAGUGUGCAUUGUGAAAGUCUAGCCUGGGCCCCCUCUCUCUUUCUCUGAACUUUCUGGGCUCUUUCCCAUUUUUCCUCCUUUUCUCUUUCUAUCUCCCCCCAUCCAUCUCCUUCCUCUCCUGAUCUCUUGCUCCUCUGUUCCCCCAGAUGGUGUGUUUCUGGACGCUCCUGUCACCUAAGCUAAAUGUUUCAGGCUUCCUCCUCGUUUUUUUCUUCUUCUCUCUCUCGCUCUGUUUACGCUGUUUCUCCGGGGUUGCCGGGUUACGAGCACCAUGCAGAAAUUCGCAUUGUGAGUGCUUGAGUUAUGAGAAUAUUUAUUCUUGCCCUUCUUUUCUCUCCUGUCUUUGCUAAGCCAAAGUCUUCUGGAGCCAUUUGUGUGUCUCAUGAGACUAAACUCAGGGUGCUAGAUAGCACAAAGAAAGAACUGGUGAUUAGCAAGAUUAACUGUAAAGCUCAGCCAAAUUGUGUCAUUUAGUGUCGAGCCCUGCAAAGUGGCGGACUUGCAAGGACUUGGAGGACUCUCUGGAACUUUCUCUAAAUUCAGAGCGCAUAUCAUAUCAUUGUAGUCUUCAGGCCAAGGCUUUUGAAUGUCUUCAUUCCUACUUGGCCUCAUCAUCUUAUAAAUUUCGCCUGCUUUAGCUCUAGCCACAGUGCCAGACGUUUGUCUGUGCUGCAUAUUCCCCUCCAGCCUAUGAGUCCAGAAUAAUGCUAAGGUCAAUUAACAAUAAUCGCUUUAUAAAUUCAGCUUCAAACAGAGAUAAAUAAUUGGAAUGGAGCUCUUUUAGACCAGCAUAGGCAGGGUCUUUUGUGUCUGAGACAGAGUUUAAGUGAGCGGCUUAGUCAAUGACACAUUGGAGACCUGCUAAAGCUAGUCAGUUAAAUUUGUACGAGGUGCUUAUCACCACGUGGAUGAUGGACGUCCCAGCUGAAACAAUUAGCAACGGGACAGCCUGAAGCAAGAACCUGGUUUAGGAUCGGGAGCAUGAGCUUGGGUAGCGCGCAACAGGUGCUUCAAGUUAGUGACAGUUAGUAAACAUACUUAAGCCAAUGUUUGCGGGAUAUAAACACAGACAUACAGUCGGCACAGCUGUAAAAUCUGCUCUUUAUGUGCCCAUUUUGGCUUUAACAGCUGGUAACUUGAGUAGAAAAAACAUGAUCCUUUCUCCUCUCCCCUGGCCUCCUACAUCAAUCCACAACAGUCAGCUUAGCACAUUCACUCCUGACUGCAUUUUGAUGGACCGGCCAGUUGACUCACAGCACCAGGACAUCUGGAGAGCAGAGCUGUAUAGUAGUUGUUUCGAAGUACAAAUUAUAGCUCACAGAUUUCUGCUAUUGUCUUUCUCUCUUUGUCUUAUCCUCCAUCAGAUGGACCCCGUGCAGAAGGCUGUGAUCAACCACACCUUUGGUGUUCCACUAGUCAAGACCAAGAGGCCCGUCAUCUCCUGUAACGUCUGCCAGAUCCGCUUCAACUCAGAGGUACAGCAGACAGAUAAACAUCAACACACACACACUUAACACGUUCCAUCUUUCUUUCAUGAAGUCUCAUGCUUUAUCAUUCAUUCUGCAUCCCAGUGUUUACGCACAAACACCUCAGCCUUGUACACAGAUUCCUCAGGAAUGUAGAUCUGAGUUGACCCAGAGGAUGUGGUGCAUUUGUUUGGACUGAGUUUUGGCAGUUAUGACCCCUCUGGAAUUUGAUUUGUUUCCUUCAGAGAGCAGACUUUAACAAAGAAACUCCACUGCAGCAAAAAGUCUCCAAAGCUCCUGCAGAACCCCAAGCAGAAAAUAGGAUUUUUUUUUAUCCCAGAGGUUUUUUCCCCCCUCCUGUGACCCAUAAACUGUGACAAAUCUUGAUGAAAAUCUUCAUAACAAGUCAAGUUAACUUUACAUAAGAAUGCAGCGAAAUAGAUAUCAGUUUAUAAUUAUGGCAAGUUGUUUUUAUGUGUGUUUCCAUAAUUAAAUCACUUGAUUUUUAUAGCAGUUUCAUCAAUGUGUCCAUAUGGUGCAGCUUAGUAUCAACUCUGGUAAUGAGAGUAUAAUGACAUAUUAUACCCAUGAGCAAUUGGCACACAUGACUGAUGACAAAUGAACAGGAAUAAAAAAUCAUAUGGAAGUAUUUUACAUUCAGCGCUGAAGCUCGUUUUCAGAGUUUUCUCCUGACUGCAGACUAAAAGGACAGACACAUGACAACGUCAGCGCCAAGUGUCAUGUGUGCAGUGUAUAAUUUGGCUGUGACUCUCCCUACUCAGUGGUGCAGACUCUAGGGCCAGGGCGUGCAUCCAUCCACAGUACACAACAUUAAGGAGGGGACCGGUGCUAUAUAUACUUCUCAGGUCUACAAUCAUGGUUUCCAUGUGGUCUGGGAGUGGCAGGGCUGUAAUCUUAAGCCGCCACAGUGCAGCGUUGUCUGCUGUAAAUCUCUGAAGGCACAGGAAACAGUUACACGAAGAUGUUUAUAUGAUGAAAUACUAGAAACCAGAGAUUGUGAUCAAAUAGAGUCAGGUAGGACUUGUCCUUUUGGGUAAAGGUGGGAUAAAUAAAGCUCAGACAAAUUUAGAGUCUAAAUAUUAAGCACAAUUAUGCAGAUGUUCUUUGAGUUAUAACAGUUGAAUGGUAAAGACCCAGAAAAGAGUAACACAAGAAGCAGGUUAUUCUGUCAAUUAGAGCGGCCCCAAAGCCGGCCAUAGAUGUAAAAUAUCACAAUAACAACAUGAACACACUAUUCAUGAACAAUUUUGAAGUAAAUUUGAAGUAAAAAAAAUUAGAAAAAGGAGACACAAGGUUUAAGCAACUAAUCACAUAUGUUCAUAAAUAUGACAUGACCAUAAAUUUUACUAAUAAACACUGUUAACUGACUUUUAUCUUGCAUUUCUAUUCAUUUUCAAACUCAUGAUUUAUCCUCAUCAUUGGUUGUGAGUCUGAGACUUCUUUAGAGCGAAUAUAGCCUCAUAAACAAUUGUUGGACAUUUUUUUAAUUAUGCUUUUUCUGAAGUUUAAACUACUUCUGGUAUAGAUCUUGAGUUUUAGAACUGAAUGAAAACCAUUACAAUAGUGGUAAGAAAGUAUAAAUUAGCUACCUGAGGACACACAAGCUUUAAUGUUGCAUUUGGAUUGACAAAAAAAUCAAAAAGUUUCAGAUUUUAGAAGUGCUUAAUAAACCCUUAGAGUGCUGCUUAAGCUAGUCCACAGUCAGUCUGCUGCCUCUUCUUCUUCUGUCCAAAUUUUAUCACAAUAUUAAUAAUUACUAUUCUAACAUAGGCGGUUUCAAUCAAUACCGGUGUAUUGCAACAGCCUUUCUUUCAGUUCUGUGCUGCAUUUUUAUAUCAUAUCAAUCCUGAAAUGUAACCACAUGUGAUACUGUUUGUCAUCAUGCAAAAUGUAAGAUUUUGAGUGCCACGCAUGUACAUAUCUGAGAGUGGUAUCCAAAUGAAUAGUAUGCUCCUGUGAUUUAACUAUAACUCAUAUUGCUAGUUCAGUUUCAGUUUCUUUUAUUAACAAGGAAAAUUAAUGAGAACCUCGUAAGGAGCUGGGCCGUCAGCAUGAAAUAUUUCAUGAUAAACAAACAAAAAAGCCAAGCUACACUUGAAUUAGCCAACUAAUGUCAAAGCAAAUAAUAUGUUUCAGAUGAAACUGAUGUCAUGUAUUUGUGUGUAUAUUUGAGAGGUAACAAUAGGUGUUAUUUGCAGCAGCCCUGGCAUGUCCUAUCCCCUAAUUCAUACAUAUGUACGCUCUAACGUCAAUGUGACUUUCCCGUCCAGUAUACACCAGAAAAAGCACAUGCUGCAGUUUAUCAUCAAUGUCAUCCCUGCAGCAGGCUGUGUACUUUAUGCUGUCCCACUGAGCUCAGCUGAAGAUUAACGGUCGCCUAUACGCCCAUAGAAUGACUCCCCUCCCACAAUGCUCUUCCUUCACAUAAUACUGAGUCAGGAUGCAUAUUUCAUCCAGGGAAAAUACUACAGCAGGAAGCGCUUCCAAGAACACGGCGCUGCGUUUCCCACCUCCUCUGAUCAGUGAGAGGCUCUGUCCACAUGUGCCUCCUGUGGGCCAAUUACGUUGCUUUAGGUCAAAACAGUAACUGCUAGCUUAGCAUGUAUACUGUCAUGAUCAAUGUAUUUGUCUUCAAGGAUCCAGCAGCUCUUACCCUGUGCUCUCCUCAUUUCACGCAUCAUUUUGCCAUCAUUCAUUCGUCUCAUUUGAUCUUUUCUAUCUGUGCCUUGCUCUCUCUCUUUCUCUCUCUCUCUCUCUCUCUCUCUCUCUCUCUCUCUUUCCCUGUCUCUCGCUCAGCAACCUCCCCCUGCCCUGUUCCACCCGUCUCCCUCUCUGGUGCUGCAUUAUUUACAGUGUGGAAAUGCCUAAAAUUGCCUGCCACUACUUAUUAUAAGAUGCAUUCGUCAAGGGCAUGGAUUAGUGUCUGGGCUCUGACAGCCCCAGUGCAUCUUGGGAAUGUAGGAGAGACGGAGGAGACUUUGAGGGGAAGGAGAAGAGAGGAGGAAAGGAUAAAGGAGGGGGUUUAUGUGCCCCUGCUAUGCCUGCGUUGUACGCUGGUGUGAGGUGUUAAACAGCUAUGCAGAAUAACCUUGGUGGCGUGCUGCAUUAGUGACAUCACAGACUCCGUCGCUCUGCAUUGACCAACGUCACAGCUGCUGCAGCAAGAUCGGCAGAUAUGCAUCCCUCGCUCUCCUCCUCUUCCAACCUACUUCACUGCUUCUCUUUACUUCUUUUCACUCCCCACUCUCUUUUCCAUUUCCUGCUGUUUUAUAAUCCCAGUCUAUUUGUCAUAUUCUGACUUUCUAAACUACAUAGCUUUUUUUCCUCACACUCUUUUUAUCUCCCCCGGCAGCUGUAGGAGCACAGUAACAUCAGCUUUCCUCCUUUUAAAAAUGUCUUGCUGGAAAGCACUUGUUCAGUUUGAACCCUCUGCAUAAUGAAACACAGGCGUCACUGGCUGAUGUGGUGUAGCUUCUUCUCUCUCUUUGAGAUUUUUGCCUCUUUCAUAUCAUUCCUGAUGUCAGUCCAGCUUUUUACAUCACCUCUUUUCGUCUUCUCUUCCCCGGCCUCAUUUUUUCCUUUUCAUCCUCCCUUUAUUCUCUCCCCUCUCUCCAUGCAGGACCUCACAUUGAUCCUCAGCUGCUUGACAGUUGAUCUCCUUGACUUGGUCGGAGAGGUUAAUGGAGCCUCUGUGGCAGCUCUGCCAUGUGCCACCUUAUACCUUUCUAUCUCCCUUCAUUCCUGCUUUCAUCUGAGAGAUCAGUCCCCCUCCCCCUUUGGCGCCCACAUCUCCCUCUUCACCUUUAUCUUGCUGGCUUUGCUGUAGCAGCUUCUUAAGACCCAUCUGACAGGGUCCAGUUUGUCUGCUUUAUCUGGUUCUCAGUUACUCAUCAUGAUUUAAACGAACACAUGGUCUCCUUAAUCACCAAAGCAAAGGCUUUAUGAUGCCAACUCGCACCCUGUAAGCCUCAUCAUAUGGCAAAACAUAAACAAACCGACUUAAAAACGUCACUCAUCACUCCCUGCCCCCUAUGCCAAGCCGGUCUGUCCCCACCCUUGAGUUUGUGGUCAGUCUGAUGUCCUAAGUGUCACUCAAAUGUGCCCAGCCUUUCAGCACCUAUAACAGCUGUCAGCCACUCUUCAAGUUUGUGUCUCUCCCUGGCAACUAACAGUAAUCCUGCCACUUAAUAAUCAUCAUCAGUGGCCCCUUGGUACCAACAAUUUUUGGCCAGCACGGCACAUGGUGAGGAACAUCUGCUCCAUCUACUUGCAGAAGUAGCGGGGAGUGAUCUCACUCAAGUGUGCUACUGACAUAAUGUGUCUGUAUCAGCAAGACGCCUGGAUGUAUUUUUAAUCUGGAGACAGUUGAACCAUAAUAAAGGAACAAUAAAGAACCUGCAAACAGAUGGCAAAUAGGGUUACAUGAAUACCCUUUGCCCACCUGGCUGUACGUCUUUGAUCACACUGUGAGAGCUAGACAACUGUCCACAGCUCAGUAUAACAACCCUUCAUUCCAUUUGCCAUGAUGUCCCAGAUUCACAUAUCUCUGUGCAGCCCAACAAACACACAAACACAUGGUGAAGACAGCCUUCCCUAGUUUCACAGUAGCCUGCUGAGGAAUGACUCACCUCUGUUUACUCUCUGAGCAAACACACUAGCUAGUAGCUGCACGUUCAUACAGGAGAUUAGUCGUACAGGCUUCUGUCAUAGAUCUCUGCACUGCUUUUCUUUCUUUGCCGGAGUGCAGGAUGAUGUGUUGUACCCGCAUCGCCCAUUUUUAGCUCUUUAUGAGAUUACUUUCCUGCCUGCGAGCAUGUAUAUUUAGAUUUCGACCAAUCCACAAGCAAGCAAUUAAGUCUGGGCUUGUGCAAGAGCCUGACCCUUCUCAGUGAGCAGCUGAAGGCGACCACAUUAUUUAUGUUGUAGGCUCCCAUUUACGCCAGCCUCUCAUUGAUAAUAUGGAGUGUAAUGUGACAUGCGUGCAUGUUGUAGUGGGGAGGUUGGUGUCUUUGUGGGACUUAUGGGCCCUGUGGAGCGAUAGUGUGGCAUCCUGCUGACCCAGAGUUCAACUCCCCCUGGCAUGUCUGUCAGCAUGGCCGUACUGAUGAAAGCUGGAGCCAAGUACUGUCAGGGCCUGUGUCCAGGUUUAGACUGCAGAGUGGAUGUCAAAGUUAUGUCCACUACAGAUAAAUAGGUGAUCCAAAAGCACAUGUUCUGUUUGUCUGGAUCUAAUAAAUGAGAAUUUAUUGUUGACUUCAAAAACCGAUAAAGAGGACGAUGGGACAUAUGAGACAAACAGAUCUGCCUGCAGUCUGUGUCUCCAGUCCCCUGAGUAUGUUAAAUAAAUUGAAUAACAUGAUAUCACAGUGACAUGCAUGCAAAUGUGUGGGUGUAAGAGUAAGAGUAAACCAGUCUGCAAUGUUUUAUUUACUAGCCAGCGUUGGAGUUUUAUUACAACAUUAACAUUUUUGUGUGUGUGUAUGUGUUUGUCUUCUUCUUUUAGAGCCAGGCAGAAGCCCAUUAUAAAGGAAACCGUCAUGCCAGGAGAGUCAAAGGCAUUGAGACGUCAAAGAGUCGUCCUCAAGAAGGGGACAAGUCUCAAACUGUGCCCCCCACCUCCUCCCCAUCUCCGCCUGGAGCACCUGGCACCAGCCCAGACUGCGAAGCGAGCAAAGCCGGUGAGAAAGCAAAAAAAAAUAAAAAAUUUAGACAAAUGGGGGGAAAAAAAAGACAAAAUCAGGACAAGAUGAAAACAAAGUGUGCUUGUGCGAGUUUGAUUGUAGAAAUAAUGUUUUUUAAUCUGUGCGGGAAGUGCAGAAGUUUAUCGUUUUGCUGGAAAAUUAGAUGGAAAAUAUACAAGACUGACAAAAGCAUCUAUCACAGUGGCUUUUUACAGAGUUGUUUUUCUUGGGAGCAUCUCAGCUCUCUGUGAGGUCUGAUGUGGUUCCAUCAAAUCAACAAACUCCCACAAACCAACAGAAACUAUUUGCAUUUAAACAGCAAUGCAAAAAGUUUUCACAUAUAUGAGUUUAUUUAAAUUCACACAUAUGACCUCAGAUCACUGAGGAGGAACUUUAGAAGUGGGACACAGAUGAAGCAUUUUGUUAUUUCUAUUUUACUGCCUGGGACUCGUGAAAUUGCAAAGAUAAAUUAGAUUAUGCCUUCAAAGGAGUGGGUCCAAGUCCGUCUGAAUUUAGCUUUGGUUCAGUUCUGGCAGAUGGUUGAUGAAAACAGAUGAUGAUCACUUAAGUGAAGGGAGGCAGAUUUAUAGGAAAACUUUGCUAAAGCACAUCAGUCCGACUCCAUUUUCCAGUCAGGUUGAAAAGUUAAAAUUGACAUCCUGGCGCAAACGAAACCAAAUCCAAAAUAUUCAGUAAGUAUCUAUGGCAUCUUCUGUUGACUGAUUUCAUUACAAUUAAAAGUUUCUUCCAAGAUUCCACACUGGAAAGCCAACCUAAAAUUAAUUGUGUAAAGUUUAAUUAAAUUAGUAUACAUUGUAAGAGAAACUUCUUGCGUUAACUGACCAAAAUGGAAAGAAAACAAUUGGCAACCUGCUCGCUGAGUGACAAGCUAAUCAAAGUAGAUGUACCACACAAGCCUCUGUAUUAGUACAGGCCAACCACUGAGAUGCAUUAUUUGGCUGAGCAAUACCACACAGUUCACCAAUCACUUUAGAUCAUGUGCAGAUGAGCUGGCAAACUGCACACGUAGCAAGGCCUGGUAGUAGAUACUUGGCACCUUUCAAAGGAAUCCCACUAUUGUCUGCUUCAGUUUGUCUUCAUGUUGGCAUACUCCUCUGUGAGAUUUGAAAAACUAUAUUGACAUACUCUAAUGAUGUGAUUGAAAUGCAUGUUAUUAAAUGUGCAACUCAUGCUCAAGUAAUUCCUUCAGUUGUGACUUGCUGGUCGCUCUGACUUGAGUGAAAUACUUCAUGUGAAAGCCAAUUCAUUCAAAGUUAGAGGCUGCUGUGAAAACAAUGCCACACAACUCCUGCUUCUAAGCAGCUGCUGGCCAGCUGUAGCUAGCCUGAGGCACACACAGUAAUGCUUACUAAUAAUAUUAUACAGCUUGUUCAGAUAGUACUCUUUUUAUUGUUUUCAUCAUUUUCCCUUUGUAACACAAUGCUAGUGUUAUGCACACAGAAUGAUGACACUGUGUUUUUUUUAUUUUUAGCCUCUGCAACUGCAAAUAUAACAGGAAGACAAUCAUGUGUGAAUGUUAGCUUCUUGUGCUGCUAUGUUGACUGCCUUCAUCUGCUAAACCCGAGUUCACAGGAAACGUAUCCUCAAAAAUAACACGACUGAGCUACCAUAGUCUCAAAACGACUUUACUUCUUUGUGGCAGUCAUGAUAUUUUGAGAGGAGUCUGGCUGCAGACCUUCACUGAGAGGACCUGAGGUGACAUGUUUUUUCUCAUGCGCUCCAGUUUGUUUGAAGUGGUCAUCCCGUUUUGUAUUUUGUCUUUAUUGAGCACAUAAAUACACAAAAAUCAUAUAAACAUUACAUGUAUAUAAUAAAGUCCCAAGAAAAAUUAUAUUCACUUGAGACAAGUUCAAAUCAACUUCGGACGUGAAAAAAGAAACAUACUCCCGGUAUAUAUGCUUUUAUUUUGAAAGGCUUCAAACAACUUCCAGUCCUUUCAGGGGAGGUCUGCAGCUAGACUGUCUUGGAUAUUUUACUGCUUUCUCUGGACAUAAAGCUGCGGCUGGUUUAACCAACAAUCCUUAUCAAAUACUUUAAUGCACCUGGCUCUUGCAAAUCUACAGGAGACAGUCUCCAGUAGGCCUACAGAUUGCUUUAUGACUGGGUUUACUUUCUGCCUAAAUUUCAGUACAGCUUCUAGUCAACAACAUAUCAAUGCUGCUAUUGACUCCAACUGGUGAAAAUUAACACAGCUCUGCUUCUUCUCAAGUGAUGUACCCAUUUUAACAAUGACACAAGCGUCUUAACACAUAACCAGAGAAAUAUUAAUGAGGAAACUAAUGUUAUAACAAUGACUAGGGUGCCACAUUAGCAGCCAGAGUUAGCUGUCCACAUCAGUUGUCUUCCUCAUCUUUUAUUUGAGGCAACACCACAUUAGCAUUCAGCCACUAAGCAGCCAGUGACAUUCAUCAACAACAGCAUCCACUUUCUCAGUGAGGACAAAACAAACAAGACCUAAUCAGCUGAUUAGUGCAAAGUCAAAAAAUAAAAACAACAAUGCAAAAUUUCUGGAGGGAGGCGGGGCUUGGGGUUGUGUUUUGUUCAAGGACGACUUAAGACUGUAGACCUCAGAGUGCUUUUAUUUAGAGAGAGAUGAAAUCUGACGCCAUUGCAGAUCAGUCCAACCAGAAUCUAAGUCAACAUGUGAGAGGUCAGAUACGACAGCUUAUCUGAUUCUCGUGACAAGUAAUCAGCUAUCCCAAAUGAAUUUGUUAAUUGGAUGCAGGGCAUUGUUAAGGCAUUGCAGGUUCUUUCUUUAGCAGUGUGUCUAUAAUAGUCUAGCCUGUCUCUGUUUUAUUCCUCCCUCCACGUCUUGCUCAUCUUCCUAUUUCAGGCUUUAAUUCAAAGACUGUGCAGCCUCUGUGCCUCUGCCCUUCUACUUACCCCACCCAACAUUUUCCAUUCCCUCAGUGUCACCACUCUGUCCUUGGAUUGCACAUGAGGCACUGAAUAGACCAGCCAUGUUUUGUUGACAUUUACAAGAUUUUCUGUAGCUGACUGUUUACCAGACAUUUCAUCUCUUAUUGGCAGGAGGUCACAGAGCAAACAUGAUGAAUAAAAAGAUGAAACUCUUAAAAAGGCCAAAAGGCAGCAACAGAGCAGAGGCCUUAUUGCUCCUGUGUCUUUGCUUCUAUCUGCGAUGUAUAAACACUAAAGCUGUUCUCUAUGCUGAGAGUCUAAGAGAGACAGGCUUUUUCACUUUCUUUCACUCCUUGGGGAUCUGGAUCAGCCCCCAGGUCCACAGUCAUCAGUGAGUCCUCAUUCAAGAGCAUGAGGAGCCCUCAGUGAUCGAGAUCUGAAAGUAGCAACAUGUGAAAGAAUGCCUUUUUCCGUCCAAGUCUCUGUCUCGUGACCCUGGAUCCAUGUCUCUUUCUAGCCUGCCUGCAUGCUUGCUUGCUUUCUUGCCCUCAGUAUGAUCUUGUCCCUCUUCUCCAUGGUGAAUGGGGGACAGAUCUCUGGGAGAAGGCAGCUGUGUCUUUACUGGGAAAGCAGUGUCUGGAAACUGGAUGUUGUGGUCUGGGUCUCUGGAGAGUGGCCUGGGUCAAUCGGACAAAACAAGAGAUUUACACAUAAUUCAUGCACACAUGUGUACACACACAUAUAAACAAACAGAUCAGACCAAUGCAAGCACGCACAUGGAGGGACGAGGAGGAUAUUUCCCACAGUGCACUUCCUCUACAGCACAGAGCAGCAUUUGUUGUAGAGUAUUUUUUUCUGCUUGUUGAUCCGGGAUUAUACAUUCUCAUGAGACAUUCUGAUUUACAGUCUGAUACAGUUAAAGUCCAGUCUUGUCUCUCUGGCUUCUCUGGUACUUUGCAUACCAAAUGCAGUCAACAGUGAUGUCCAUAAACAAAGCACAUCAGGACCUUGCUGAGGGCUCAAACAGCAAAGAGGUCAGUGCUGUCGUUCACUUUGACUGCUGUUAGUUUCUUAACCUUUCGGCUAUCAGAGCAGGUCACAUGUUUUUAUAGUCCUCAAAGGGUUUGCGGUCAGAGUUGCCCUCAAAGAGGAGGCCCCUGGCUUAGAGGGAUUUGGCCCGGUGAGCUGAGGGUUUGGCAGGGCCUUUGGGUGAUGGAGAGGCAGCUGUUUACUUGGAGAGAAGCUCUGCUGCCCCCCUCCCCCCUUUGCUUUAUCCCUCUGCUGUCUGACACUCCUACACUAAUGAAGGGCCCGGUUAAAACCACCCUGAUAUUAUAGCACUCUUUUAUCCAAACAAACACACACAUACAUAUACACACACACACACACAGAGCCAAGGUCAAUUAAACAGAUGACUUUCAUGUGAGUGCUAGAGUUGCAUGGCUAUGAGGUGACCGUAGUAUCGAGUUUCACAAAGCAGAGAUGGUUUUCAUGCUCCGUCUGUAGUAGUUGUUGAUUUGAGAGGUUCAUUUUUCAGGGAAUUCACGUGUUUUGAUUUUUAUUAAAAGGGCUGUUUGCAGAAAUAUCCCAGAAACAAUCAGCAUAAGUAGGCAUGUCUAAUAAAACUAAUGUGUGUACGACUUUCAAACUGCUUUUGGGUGUGUGCUCGGAUGCAGGCCAGACUGGGAAAAAUGCACCAAACUGCAUUAUGAAUGAGGCUCAGCCACCAAAGCCAGCGUUGGGUUUCUAAGCUUGUUAAUCAUUAAAAAUGGUAAGAAGUGGGGGCUGGGUGCACUUUUGGUAAGCGAAGACCUCAUACUGAAGUUACUGAUCCCUCACACUAUCACACACAUGGCCACGUACAAACCCACACAGUCAGUAGGUCAGGCUUGUGUCAAACAAGCAAGACUCCAUCACAUGUUUCCUUUGGUUUAAAUUGCAUAGUUUGAUAUAAAGAAACAAACACCACUCUUGACUGCAUAAUGUUCCCCCUACACACAAGAUUGAUUAUAGCAAGAGCUCGGUUGUUAUGUUUUAAAGACCACACUGAAAUCUGACAUGAAAAAGAUCACCCACUGUUUGACUCCAGAUUUCUUGGGUUAACUUCUUUUGGGUUUGCAACGUCUAAGGAAGAGUCCACAGAGUUUAACCAUAGACUGUUUAUAGAAUGGACAGAGUCUGCCUCCUCGCUGGGUGAAGACAUCGCAAGAACAGCACCCUCUGGUGACGGGCAUCAGUAUAGGUCAUAAAUCCUGCCUCCUCCAGCAAUCCCUAUGGAGCUGUGGACAAACUUUAGAAAUUAAUCAGACAUAAUGUAAAUUUUUCUCCCUCCUGGUUGCGAUAUUGACAUGUAGUUACUAUAAGCCUGGUUUGUGCUCAAGUCCUCUUUUUUCUGUGCAGCUCCAUUUUUAAAAGUUAUUAGGGGGUUCAUGUUUUCUAUGAUUGACACUUGAUACAGCCUAUGGGCAUACAGGUAUUGUGUAGCUCACCCAGGGGAUACGCUGUUUAAGCCGAGCAUUAUCACAGCAACUCACACGACUCUCCCGCUGAAUGCGUUCAAUGUUACUGUUCAAGUGGUGGUUCCAGGAAGUGGAGAAAAUCCUGGAAAAAACCGAGAGCAAUUCGGUUUCAAAUUUGUAUAAUGACGAUAGGCGGAACCAAGUUGUCCAUAGUAUAUACAGUCUAUGAGUUUGACAUGUUGCACCGCCACAUUUCAGGAUGUAGACUUCAGCUCUGAGAAGUCAUUAUUUGUUUUUAGAGACUUUAGAGACAAAGACAGCGGGUUCUCUCACUCAAUCAGAGGGACAGUGGGACAUCUAUAAACUCACUGCUGGACACUAACUGCAAAACCGGAAGUUCUUUGGCUGAAAUUUGACAUCAGCCUGCAUCAAAUCCCAUGGCUUUAAAGACAAUACCUCUCUCCAUGGACCGCAUACUAUCCAUAACUUUAAUUUCCUGAAGUGGAUUACAGCAAUGUAGACACACAGGGCUAUAGUGCACAGCAUCUGGUCUGAAUUAUCUCACUUCUGACCUCUCCCAGCUAAUUUUGCCUUUUUCUGUUUAGCUGUGAGGCCAGCUUGGAGGGUGAAUGUCAGUUAGCUAGCUUAUCAAUGUUUAAUUAGACUUACAGCAUAUCCCCCGUGUCUGCAGGAUCAAGUGCCUCUGACAGUGGCUUGCUGCUAAAGCAAGAAAAAGUAGUCUCAGCUAGUCCUCCAAGAGAAGAGCUAAUCCAAACAGAAUCAUUCAUGCUAUUAUUCAAAAUACGAAAUACAAAAGAGAAACUCUUUGCUGCUCAGUAGAUUCAAAAAUGAGGAGUGGAUUGCUGUGGCUGAGGGGGGCCUGAGGGUUUUAGCCUCAAGCUGAACUUGUUAUAAGGGGGAUGAGCUUAUGAGGCAUACACUGUGGUAUGAGGUGAAACACUGACUGGAUGUGAUGGUUUGGUAUGGCAAACCUCCAGGCCAUCAUGGAUCAUGAAAUCCCUCAUUACUAUCUGGCCAACCCUCUCUAUUCCUCAGCUCUGGAUUUUAACUCAAACCACAUGUUAUGGACGCUGGAUUUUCAGAUCAUUCCCGGCAUUGUGUUUAAGUCAUGUGCACUUGUGUGUGCCUGUGUGUGGGCAACAUCUAACGAUAUUACACAAGAAAAAAGAUGUUAGCUUUCCUAUAAUUCUCCCCUCCUGCUGCUGCAGGUAAAAGCUUUGCAAUAACCUUAAACAGCUCUGUCAGAAAUGCGGCACAGUAAGCACAUUACGAGUCACAAUUUUCUUCAAAUAACACUCACCAUCACUCUGCAGUUUAAGCCAGGCCUGGUUUAUGGACUCCUGAGUGCCAUAAAAAGGAAAGAUAUUCUUUCUUUCUUUACUUUAUAACAAAACAUCUGUUUGACAAACGCUCUGAGCAGCCUGCAGCUCUGCAGCUGGAAACUUCCAAAACGGAAAGAAAGGGAAUUUUGAUCUUGGCCAGCAGAGGAAUGGAAAGCACUCACAAUGGCAUCUUCAUAAGAGGUGACGCAAUGCAGUGGCCUCUCUUUUGCUCUCCAGUGCUCAAAUGAUCAUAGAGUAACAUGAUAAGAUAAAGUCACAAGAUCAUUUCUUUACAAAUCAUGGUUUCACAGUGUGUUUAUAUAAUGUGACAGAGUGACAAAGCCUGAAGGAACCCUUAAAAGGAAAUUGAGCACUCAAAGUCAAUAUUUAUUUUCUCUCUAGAAAUACUCUCUGUUAUCCCUCAAGUACCAGGAUCUAGAGAGGCUUUUCUGUUGCCUACCCUUGGCGCUACAUCCUAGGGAGUUAGGAGAAAGACCGGCUGGUCCUUGCUGAGUGGGGGAGUUCUGAAUACCCCACCCAAAAUUAGGAGGUCACUAUCAAGCCAACACCCACCGCUUAGUGAAUACCGAUUGUAUUACGUGCUGAGUGGCUGACCAGAAACAUAUGCUCAGAGAUGUAUAUGUAAACAUGUUCAGUGACGGCCAAUGAGCACAGAAGAAAAGAGAAAACUUGACUAAGCAAGGGGCACUCUGUUUCAAGCCUCUCCAAAAACAACAGGUGUGUGGGGAACAGUCUAAGCAUGCACAGGGAGAGGUUUCUAUUUCCUGUUUCUGUCUUUUGAAACGUUUCAAUAAGACGAAACCACAUCACUAAGAGGCUCGCUUGGAAACUUCAAAACGCUGAGACACAUGUUUAACAUGUUCCCAUCGCCUUACACACAUGAGACAUACAUUGUCCCGCCUUUAAUCCACAGCAUAUGAAACUUAAUUAAAAGGGACGCUUUUUAACAGCUCUGGUCUAUACAGUAGGAAAUAAAAAGCAUUUCCGUCUGCAAACGCUUACUGUGGCUUUGUCUGAUCUAUGCAGCAGAUUGUGCCACCAAGAAGCUUAAAAUGUGGUGUACUAACAAAAAGUUUAUUAUAUGGGAAGAGAAGUCAAAAGCAAAUACACAGCAGCUUUAAAUUGUUAAAUCUGUUGUAUGAUUUUCUGACAUUCUUCUUUCUUUCUGUCUUUGUCUCUAUGUUUCUUUUCUCAGAUGAAACACGACCUCUGUCACAGUUAAGCGUGCCCCUGCUGGCCCCGGGGCCCCUCCCCCCUCUUGCAACCCCACCUUCUCCGCCCAUGGACUCCCCUGUGCCCUCAGUGUGCCCCCUCCUGCCCACCUCUACCCCUCCUCUGAUCCCCCCUUCCUCUUCCUCUUCCUCCUCCUCCUCCCCUCCAGGCUGUGGCAAUGGUAGCACCAGCUCAGAGCAGCCCGGGACUGGACCCCCAGUUUCGGGAGCCGUCGGCCCCCCUGCCUCCAGCAGCCCGUCCAAUCCAGAGACAGAGGAAGACAAGGCCAAGAAGCUGCUGUACUGCUCACUGUGCAAGGUGGCGGUCAAUUCCCUGUCACAGCUGGAGGCUCACAACAAAGGUGGGUUCAUCUGCGGUCUUUGAUACUUGAAACUGCUGUAAAGCUCCUGAACUUUGCAGCAAUUAGCUGGAAAUGAAAUCAGGAGGGAUUAACUGUGACUCUUGAUGAAGUUUGACUUCUCAGAGGAGGAACUUCCUGCUCAUUUUAGCUAUUGCUGGGUUCUUCUCUGUUUAGGUCAACCACACAGCUGUUGCUGUUGUUGGAAACAAAGUGUGCACACCCUGUUUGCCUAAUGGAUUUUGCAGAGAAAGACCAAUUUAGCAACUUUGGAAUAUGUCUUCACAGCUUAUUAAACUGCAAUGAAAAAGAAGUAUGCAAACUGAAGUAGGAAAGUAGUACUUCAGUAUGUUGCAUAACACAAUGAUAUUUAAAUCUUUUGUGAAAGACUUAUGUUUAAUAUUGAAGAAGUAUGUCAUAUCUCUGCAGAGGUUGGAUUGUACAUUGUAAGAAACAAUGUUUAAUGUUUUUUCCCAGUCUGGCCUGCAUCCGAGCAUAAGCAGACCUAUUUUACCUAUUCUCACCUUUCAGUAUGCCAGUCUGUAACACAUAUACAGUAGCUCUGGAGGAUUUGCCACUAAAAAAAAAUUCUUAUUUAUCUCAUACUACCUCCCAUGAUGUAAAGUUAGACACAGUUUAUGAGUUGUAGUUUUCACAAAGUUUUAUAGUCAUAAAAUAAUCUAAAAAAGUAUUAAUUUAAAAAGUGCAUUUAAGGCUAGACAUUAACGCCCACUUAGAUCCUAAUUUAAUUCUGUUUGCAUAUUCUCUAAUGUUGCAUUAGCUGCUGCUAUAAUUUUACUCUCAGCUUGUAGUUUUGGCUUUGAUGGACAGUCUUUACAGACGAAACAGCCCCCGGUUUAAGUAAAAAUUGAGAUGCAAAUCUGUUUUUUUUUGUUUGUUUUUUUUACAAAUAGCAGUGACUUUCCUCCAAAACCAAAAUUACACCUACAAGCAACUUUCUGAGACAUGCUGAGUCAACAGAGCGCUGACACUGGGGGAAAAUGACAAGCAACAAGACAGACAGGUGGACAUGUCUUUGAAGGAGUCACUGGAUGGCUCAUCGUUAAGCACUGUCCUGACAGACCGACACAAUCUGAUGUCAGGUUCAGGCCAUGUCUUUAGACAAGCAUUUCAGAAAAUCUAGGAAACAUGUAGUUAAGGCGCCAUCCGUGUAUGUCGUGUUUUUAAACUUUGGCAAGGUCCAAAGUGUAACAAUGUAUGUAUAAAUGUAUUAAAGUACUAAUCAGUAUAAUUGGUCUCUUUUAACCAAGGGGUAGGGGCUCCAGAUAUUAUAAAAACCUCUAUUGAAGUAAUAAAUCUUUACACUUAUGGUCCCAUUUGAUAUUUUCUGUCGUAAAGAGGCAUCAAAAUUCUAGUCUUUGUCAUUACAGCCCAAAAUCUCCUCACAGCCAAAAGAAAAACUGAACGUGGUUCUCUUUCAGAGAAGGAAUUCAAGAUAAAAACAUUUAUUUCCAAUUGUGAAGAAAAUGAUUAGAGAUGUUAACAUUUUAUGACUUAAAUAUAUAUUUUUACUGAACUCAGAAUAUCAAAUAGCCCAUUAUUAUUCCUGGCAGUACAACCCUCUCAGAUGAUAGGUUGUCUGUGACCUUGCAGAGAACACCGUGAGGAUCACUGCUCAGCAGAAAACGGAUCUAUUUGACUCUGACAGUCUCAACCUGUGAAAUCAAGCACUCGUCAUCUGGUUACUGGAGGCCUGUUUGUCUUUCUCUCCUAUCCAUCUCUUCUAACACACCCCAUUUUCUUCACCCACACAAAACAUGAUUAUCUAAAACAAAACUCUCCUGCGCUCAAACAUUCAUGAAUUGUCUUUUCAUUUGCUGCACACAGCAGAAAAAACUGUUUCCUGUAGCCUGAGGCCCUCGACAUGAAAAAGUUGCAGAGGAGGAUGGUUACCGCUGCAUGAGGGAUUAACUCUGGGGAAUAGGAGAAAAAUAGGGAUGUUAUGUGGGUGAGCUCACUACACUAUAGCAGCUCCGACAUUGUGUCAGGCAGCCUUCACACAUGACGACACUUUCUCAGGGCUGCAAACAGCCCUCAGGUUCCCUCUGCCUGCUUUUAUCCAUCAUGUCCUGCCAACAGAGCUCUCCUUCUGACCUUGUGUCCCUCCGAGGACAUGUUGUUUCUGCUGACCUCCAGACUUUAUUUUAGGGUGUUAUUCUCUCUCCAACUCAUCGAGAAAAACACCAGAGACAAUGAAGGACUGACUCUGUGUAACUGUAUCCAACUUGCCUCGAAUACUGCUUGGCACAGCUAACUUCAACAGACUUGAAAGCAGAAAACAAAUGCCUCUGUGAUCAAGUAUUUAACAAUAAAAGUGAAACCAUACUGGUUCGAUUAACCAUGCUUUGUUAUGCGCUGAUUAGAACAACAAUAUAUUUGUGUUACAUUUGUCACUUGCAGUGAAUUCACAUGUAAAUAGGACAGGAGAUCAGACUAACAGAGGACACUGUCUGAUGUCAACAAGCUGGCUGCAGAGUUCAACGCUGGGAUCAUUUAGAGUUGAAACAGUUGAAAGUCAAUGAGGAAAACAAUCUGGGAGCAAUCAUUCUUACUCAUUCUCAAAAUCAAAACUCUGCAUAAUAGAGGGAAUGAAAAAUAAAAGCACAUGUCUCGCAGACAUCAACACAUGAGCGGUGAGCAUUGUUCGAUAAGAAAAAACAGAAAAGGCACAGAAAAAGUCUGAUGAGUAUGUAAAGUUGUUUCCAGACUUAUACAACUGAUUUUUUUCACAUAGCUGCUGCACAUUUUUUGUGUUUGUGAUCAUGCCUUGUCUGUUUGUGUGUAACUUGACACUGAGUCAACCUUACAAAGGCAAAAAAAAAACGCUGGGCCAUCCAUCAGACCAAAAUAGAACAAAGUGAAAAGAAACACCCCAAGAGCACAUUUCUGGCCACGAGCAGAAUCUGUCAUUCCAGCCCCCUUCUUCCCCAGCGGAGCCUCUAGCCUCCAUGUUCCCCUCCACCCACCACCUACCCCCACCCCAAUGCCUUUGCUAUCUGCUGUAACAUUAACUCUGUCCAAAGGGGGUUUGGAGAGUGACUCAGAGUUGGAGCCAGUGACAGCGGGAUGUUUUACUUUGAGGUUCAGAGGCAUGGCGGGAAGGGGAGGAUCAGGUUGUUGGUGGGCAGGACAUGUUUAAGAUAUUCUUCAUUUAUUUUUUUCAGGAGAAGUUCUCUAGCUCUCUCUUAUGCCGACCACUUGGAAGGGAAAAUUAUGUUUACCCCCUUACUUGACUUUGCAAACCAAGCCAAUGGUGUUAAGGUUUAACCAAAUAGAGAAAUCGCUUCAUAAUGAAAAUGACUAAAUGAGAAUAUAUUGUAAUAUUAUUAUACAUUUCUAAGUUAUAACAAAUUCUCUUUUAGUCUUGCAUGAACUACAUCUGGAUUAAAAGAAGAUUUCCCAAGUUUUCUGUUGGCUGGUACAGUUUAAAGUAACUCUAUGAACUACUUUGUGGCUGCUAUAUAACUUUGGAAAAAGCUCUGGUUUUGACUGCUCCGCUCAAUAAAUGAUGGACAAAAAGUGUCACAGUAAACAAACUUCUUCAAAUACAUAAUUAAAGCAUUCUGAUCUGUUGCCAGAAUGGCAAGCGUAUAUAUUAAUGUAAAAGUGUUAUUUCAUUGCAUAUAUAUAUGUACGUAAUCACAUAGUAAAAAGUAUAGUUGUUGUCACAAUCAAAAGCUGCCCACAAACCUACUCUAGUCCAUACAAAUCUGCUUCUCAUAAUAACCUCGCUCUAAAUUUGAAAACUUUGACAUUUACUGUCCAAAUUAUUGGGCUUGACAGUGUGGGUUCAGUGGUUCAGCUCUGUCACUGAUGUUGGCACUUGUGUUGAUAUGAUUUACUACAGUUCACACUUUAUGAUCAGACAUCACACCCGGCUCUAAAUUAAAAACAUUAUCAGACAGUUAAUGUAGUGUGGACAAUAGAGGGGGCUUUGAGUUCACUUCACACAGCAGAGCUGUGUCCUACUGCAGCCCUCUAGUGGUGAAAUCUUAGCACUACAGACUCUUCCAGAAACAUGCUCUGCAUGUUGUGCAUAUGUGUGCGGUUAUUGGAGAGCAAGGCCAGUGAUACAUUUUCUUUUCUUUUAUGCCUGAUAUUCAUCACUGUCACUAUUUCUCCAUGUGUGUUGCAUUGCAGAGAAACACUUUUCCAUAUUCAUAUAACUCCAGACAGAUGGUAACAGGAUGACCUAAACAUAAUAAAUUAGCAUUCAUAUUUAACUCCAUUUUUUUUAUUCUAUUCAUCUGGCUUCAAAAGUAAUUUCAGUUUGCUUGACAGCACUGCUGACCUGUUUUUUUCUCUCUCUCUCUGUCUGUCUGCAGGAACCAAACACAAAACUAUCCUGGAGGCACGUAGCGGGCUGGGCCCCAUCAAGGCGUAUCCUCGUCUGGGCCCCAAGCCCAGUGGAGAGCAGGGAGGGGGGCCAGUGGACCCCAACACUCAGGAAAGAACCUUCCACUGUGAGAUCUGCAAUGUGCGGGUCAACUCUGAACUGCAACUCAAACAGGUAUAUGAGAGAUGACACUGACAGCAUUAGUCUGAAACUGUGAAAACACUUUGGAAAUAUUUCAACUUAUUGAAAACGUGACCAGCUUGUGUUCCUGUCUUCUUUGCAUCAGCACAUAUCAAGUCGAAGACACCGGGACGGCAUGGCGGGCAAGCCUAACCCCCUCCUCAGCCGGCACAAGAAGCACAGGGGAGCUGAUCUGGCGGUAACCUUUCACUCUUGAGUUCAGACUCUUAGAAUUUGACAGCCAACCUGAGCCAGAGAUCAGAUGAUAACUGAAAAAUGAGAUCUGCUGGGCCUUGAGACAUGUUGGUUUGAUCACUAUUAAUGGUCUCCAGUUGUUCUAGUUUCAGUGCUGCCCUGCUGAAAAUCUCUAACUGAGAUGAAACAUCUGCAUUACAGCCUUUCAGUCAUGUUUCUUCAUCACAUGUCAACCUGCUGGAACUAAUCACUCUGAUCCCUCUCUCUCUUUCUUCUCUCCUUUGUCUGCAGUCUUCUUUGACCUUCUCCAAGGAUCUCACCAAAGCUUUGGGCGCAGGGCUUUUGCCAAGCCCCUUGGCUGUGGCUGCAGCGAUGGCCGCAGCAGCGUCCUCGAACUCCCUGGCUCUCCGGGCGGCAGGCCCCGCACCCCAUCCGCAUCAUCACUUAUUGCAAGGCCCACCUCUCAGCCACGCCAUACUGAGACCAGCCCCCGGGCCGAUCCGCACCACCCACGGGCCAAUCCUCUUCUCUCCAUACUGACACAUCACCUUCUGACCUCGGCCAGUCAGGAACAGCCACUCCAAAAAGCACACUGUGAAGAUACAAACAUAAUCAACAAACAGCAAAUGAUAGGGGACAUCAAACAUCCAACCAUUCAGAAUCAAACUGAGAGAAAAACAAGGGAAAGGAGCAGAGGACUGGAGUAGAAAAUGUCUCUCUUUCUUCCCUUUACCUGAAACUCUCCUUUCACUUCAAAGACUUCCGAGUAGAUGGAAUGAGGAGAGGAGAGAUUUUCAUUAUGCAUUGAACUCCCUUGUACAUCUCUCACACUCCUUGGUCCCUCUCCCUUGCACUCUGGCCCCAUCAUGGCCACCUCAGAUAGCUACAGAAGAAACACAAGCAAACCUUUCUUGAAACAUUAAUCCACAUGUAGUGUUGAAUAGUAAUUAUGGGCCAGGUUGGGUUCCUCCAGUCAUCACAGCUCAAUGUGUUCUUCUCAUCCUAUGCACCUCAAAAAACCAAGACAAUAAUGUUAUGUCAGUAGGGUAGCUGCUUCCAUUGGUCUUUGCCGUUAGCGCCACAUGUAGCCGUGGCGGCCUCCUUGGUACUGUACAUGUCCCCUUCUGUGCUGGAGGCCAGCAACUCUUCAGUUUGUGACAUUAGGUCAUCGCUAGGAACAACAUGACUUCGGCUGACAGGCAGGUGGUAGCCGCAUCUGAACAUGUCUGGUAGUUGUAAGGGAGGUGGAGGGAAGGGAGGGAGGGUUUCAGAGAGCAGAGAAGAGACUGUGGGGGAUUGCACUCUCCUGUCAUUUCCCUGAGAGUGUGAGGUGAGAGGAGGGCUGGCAUGGGUCAGUGGAUGGAUUCACCCUCGGGCAGCAUGCAGACACACACAAGCCCAAACGAAUCUGUGUUUUAAAAUAGACUGUACCAACAAAAAUCUACUGCGGGGCACAUCUGCCAACCUCCAUAACAGUCAGAGAGGGGCCUCACUUAAGGGUGAAACAUGCAGAAGUCUCAUCUAUACUGUACUGCUGCACUUGAUCGUAGGUGUAGAUUGUGUUUGAUGGCAAUACUCUAUUUUUUUUUUACAGUUAUAAGAGAUUCUGAACUUGCUAUAGCACAGUUUAAAUCUUCCCAGUGGCACACUUAGGCUCUUUCAAUAAGAGGCUAUUUGACGUCCUAGCAUCCUGGUCUUUAUUCACUGUGUUGUUGAAGAGGUAUGAAUACGGUGUGACCCUGUGCACUGAUUUAUUUAUCUUGUUACUGCAUGCAGCCUCGCAAUAUUGUCCUGCAGGGUCAGGCCUCUGCAUCAUUGGGUUGAACUCUUCUAUUUCUGCCCUGCCCUACCUCCUCCUCCUCACUUCCUUCAUCUCCAAAGGCUCAUAUGAGUCUACAGUAGAGGGCACGCCGACACUGGCAAACUAUAAAUGCUCAAAGGGAACAAAUUAUAGAGGGGAAGAUGAAAGCCAAACACAUUCUUGGAGAAAUUUGAUCUUGAGCUGGAGUGACAACCAAGCCAGUAGCCCAGCGAGGGCUGCAGAGAGUGAAGGGAGAGUGAAGACGUCCAGCUCAAGGCACCCAUCGAUACUUCCUGUCUUACAACUGAAAGCCAUGAAACGCACCAUGAUUUGCUUUCUCUUACAAAGACUGGUGAGCACUUUGUUUUGUUUGGUUUAGGACUGUUGUUUUUUCUGCAUUUAUAUCACACGUUUAAAAAAAAGCAAAAAUAGAAAAGACAAUAAAAAUAUUUUUGUAGGUAGGAAAUGUUAAAAAGUGCAAAGCUGAAAGGACAAAAGGCUGGAACAACAGAUGACAAAUGAGAUAAAUGUUGAUUGAGAGCAGCAGCAGCGGGGCGCCACAAAAGCUAGCUAAGCGGCAGCAAACGUUCACCCUCUUCUGAAUGAGAUGUACACUGUGCCCUUUCAUUGAGAAGCAAUGAGCUCUAAUGUCUUACCUUUGUCUGAAUAUUGCAAUGCAAUGAGCAAUUUUUAUCAGAGUGACUUGUUAUCAUUGUGACAUGUUGUGACAUGUUGUCUGGAGUCAUGUGUUAACUUGGAGCAGCCAGCUGAUUGACUUUUCUGUUCUUCCAUGUGGAGUUCAAGCCCUUGAAGGGACUGAGAAACAAAGAGAGCGACAGAGGUGUAGCUGGGCUUAGGGACCGACCCUUCAUAUUAAAGGGCCUUUUUAACUAUGGUAUUCUCUGCUUGGGGAACAGGGUACAACGCCAGGUAUUGAGGGAUUGAGGCUAAUUUUUUGAGUUGGACUCAUUGAGUUGCUUUAUUUUUUUCUGUGUGAGAAAUGUGUUUAAAGUGAAAACCAUGAGGAACAUUAUCUAUGCCAUUACUUAAAGAAGAAGCUGGCUCGGUGUCAGUUUCCACCAUUGUGCUCUUUUCUUUCCUUUUUUCUUUUUGUUUUUUUGUUGCUGAACUUUCUUUCAAGAGUUCAAAUAUCGAGUGAGAAACUAUUCCAGGAUCUGUGCUCUCCUACCUGUUGGUGUGUGUACCAUAUGUAUUCUAGUGUGUGUUGGGACCUGCUCUCUCCCCACUUCCCACCAAUCAGAGACAAAGGGCAACCUGGACUUUUAAAGUAGCCUAACACAAUAAUGGAGACAAAAAAAAACCUGCACAUGUCAAGUUUUGGAAGACUGAUCAAUCGUUCUGGAGUCUAUCCGAGACUGACCCUGAUCAAAGUGUUGCAAUCUCGUCCCUGGUAGGUCAGCCAAGUAGCAGCACCACAGAUAUGUUCAUAUUAUCCUAGAUAUGUCCAUGAUGUGGUCAUUCCUACUGAUUCAUCCUCAUUAUUCACAUAUGGGAAAUAAAUGUUAGAUUUUCUGGGCAGGUAUUUCAUGUUAGCUGUGUUUAGGCUACUAGCCUUAGCCUUAUUCGGCCCUCAGCCUCUCCCAGAGCAGAGAGAGAGAGAGAGAGAGAGAGAGAAAGAGAAAGAGAGAGAGAGAGGUGGAGAGGCUACGGUGUUAUUUUGUCUUGCCAAUAAAGUUAUUUUUGAAUUUCAUUGUCAGAGGGGACAAAGAGUUUGUAUGGCGAAUUGUAGCAAUACCUGACUCAUUCUGGCUACUCUUGUUUAUUGCAAUAAGAAAAUUAAACAAUAAAUGUGUAUGUGAGUAAAACAUUAUAAAUGUAAUUUAAAUGAAAAAGAAACUUUAUGGUCAAUACUAUUGGUAUUGAGAGAAACCAUGGUGGGAAAAAAGUAAAUGUCAAUAAAUCAUUAAAUGAAACAAAUGUCUUUCGAGUUUUCUUCCCUCUGAAUCCACCAAAGCAGCUCUUUCUAUCUAACAUCACAGUAAAUAAAAACUACAAGAAAUGCUUCACACUGUAUUUCCUAUGCAUGACGUGUAUGACCUUGCAAUGAAUCACAGUCCUUGAACAUUUUAUUUAUCAUGUUCCCGGAAUAAAAUGUACCUUGAGAUACUCUUUUUUUCCCUCUCCAACAUACAAAAAGGAAACAAGAUUGGAUGCCAUGAAGACAGAAUACAUGUUAACAGUUAAUAGACGGUAGCUAAUGGACACUAGAGAUGGUGUCAGAUAUGAUAUAAAAUACAGUGAUGUUGAGUCACAUACCCCCAAAAAAGCGUAAACAAGAAAAAUCAUCAUUACAGUAUCAGAGAGGCCUAUGUAAGAAGAUGAUGUAUUUGUCAUUUUUGUAUCAAAUUUUUCAUAUUUGUCAGGUGUUACUAAAGUUUCAUAUUCAAGUUUUGAACCAAAGUAAGAAUUGUUUAAAUAUAACCAAACCAUGGGGCGCUGGUUAAGCUCAGUGGGAAGAGCAGGUGGUCUAUCCAGAGGCUACAGUCCUCAGCCACAGACUGCAUUAGACAUUGACGUAGUCUCAGUGACAUCACCUUUGUUUUUAUGAGCUGUGUUUUGAAGCUCAGUGAUGGCAGGUGCCACAUUGGAAAUGUUUCCUCAAUUCUGUGAAGUCGAGGUGGAUCUUCAGUCCCCGGGCCAUGAGUUACUAGAAUAUGAAAAAAAAAUGUAUCCUCCCUGUAUGUAAUACGUUGAAUGGACAUUUUGAUAUGGGUAUUAAUUGGGGUCUUCUGCUCUCUAGAAAAACUGGAACACUCUCUCCUCUCCAGAUUUCUAGUCUCUAGAGCAAAGAAUCGAAAGGCGGAAGGGUUAAUUGGAAAAAUUAACAGGAAGGAUGAACAGGAUAAAAAAUAUUAACAAUAUGAAACUUUUCCCUAAUUUCCUGAACAUUUUACCCUCUCAGGCCACAAACACUCGAAUAAACCUCUCAGCUCAGAGACAGACAGGGAAUCAGCUGUUAUCUAGAGCUAUCUUUUUAGAUGCUGGUUUUGAUUCUGAUCAACCAGACUGAUCUACAACCAAAUAAUUUGUGUUUUCUAAAUAAAUCUGAACACUCAUUACCA
Messenger RNA from Xyrichtys novacula (pearly razorfish), 69290 nucleotides. Lineage: Eukaryota; Metazoa; Chordata; Actinopteri; Labriformes; Labridae. The record is from the annotation of a GenBank genome assembly.